GUUUAAUAGCGCUCUCCCUGUAGUGCUGGAUACACAGCAUGGAUCUCCCCCCACCCCUCUGCAAGCUGAACCGCUGACUGACGUGUCACAUGUUCGACGCCCAUUUUCAGGCACCAGCGUGACGUCACCGCCCGUCCCUUCCCGGCUACCGUCCGCCUGGUUGCCGCGGUGACCGGCUUUGGGCUGGCUCGGGGCCCAGUGACCGGGUCUCUGAGCCAUGGGGCCCAGCACCGUGAACAGGAGCCUGAGCUCCGGCUCUCCCCCGCCUGCCUCCGUCCGCUCCUCUCCCGGCUGCGGGAAUGGGGCCAUGAUGGAGAGCUUCGGCAUCUUCCUGCAGGGCCUGCUGGCUGUCAUGGCUUUCAGCAUCCUAAUGUGUGAGUACAGCCAAUGGGGGGCCCCAGACACCCACCGGGAGCUCUCCGAUCACAGACACAGGGAAAGGGCUGCCCAUGGUAUGUAGCAUUCAUAUGCUUCAGGGAGGACCGCUUCGUCGGUAAUAUAAAAAGUCACCCAGACAUGCACCAUAUGAAUGCUGUAUACCACGGGGCAGCCGGGUUCAGGUACUUUCUAGCAGCAUGGCUUAUAGUGAUGGGUGUGUAGGGAAGCAUGAUGGAGCUGACACCCCGGGAUAAACAGUGAAUGAGGGGGUUAGAGAGGUGAAAAUAUCUUAACAAUACUGAUAGCUGGCAUAUGACUACUGAUAGAACACAGUUGGUUCUAUUUACAGAGUGUUCUAAGAGUUGCCAGGUGUUCUAUGUGAAAUGUUUGUGGGGAAAUUAUGUAUUUGAGCUGCAUGUUGGGCUGCUUUAACCUGGGGGCAAUAUGCCAAGCGGGCUAUAGAAAUCACUAAAUUCUGAAUUGAUUUCUAAAUUGUAAAACCUGGGGUAAUAUAAGAGAAGAUGCACGGGGCUAUAGUUUAAGUUGGAGAUUUUUAUUUUAUUUAUUUUUUUCUCCAAAUUCGCUUUGCAGUUUGGAAUUUAAAUAGCUACAGUUAUGUUUCUACUGAAUAAGCUUUAAUGUGUAAUAUCAAGUGUCUUUUUCAAAACUGCAGAUAUGUUCGUAAAACUUUUGCAUAGACCGCAACUGAUGAUGGGUGCAGAAAAAUUAAUUUACGAAGGCAAAAUCCGUUGUGUGUGUGUGUGUAUAUGUAUAUAUUUAUAAAAUCUGUGUUUAAUUCUUUAUGUAGCUUUUGAUUAGAUAUUGCACAGCUGUGUGUAAAAUUCUGUUUUGAAGGAUUUAGACGCCUCUAUGUCUUCCAAUUUUUUUUUAGGAUUUACAAAAUAAAAUCCAUUAUCCUUACUUAUCGAUGUGCCUUAGAAUGUUUUAGAUCAUGGAAAUACAGUACAGUAAAUAUUAUUGUACUUUUUUAUGUGUUUUCAAUGGAAAGAGGCAAGAUUAUUACGGUUAGGUAAAGAUAUUGGCAGUCAAAUGCAAUGCUAAUGAUUGUUGAGUUUUAUGUAGCUUGCACACUUAUGCAAUUUAUUUUAUUAAUGUGCUUAAGACUAAAAACCGCUUAACCCCCAGGAAUUGACUCUAGUGGCAGUCUUAGUCCUGCAAGGAAAUUAUUUCAGUUUCUCUAAAACUGCAUUGGUUUACAUUGCAGGACUAAGAGGGACAGGGACAUUGCACCUAGACAACUUCAAUGAGCUGAAGUAGUCUGGGUGCCUAUAGUGUGUUUUUUUUUUUUUUUUAUUAAAUCAGAACAUAAAGGUUCUCUUACUGAGAUCCAAAAGAGGAUGUUGAAUUUCUACUGCAUUAGGCACAAAUGCGCCUGUAAAUUUUGAAACCCUUUUUUAGAGAUUAAAUUUUUUCUCCUGCCAUUUUUUUCCUUGACUUGUACCUUUUGCUGGAAUGCAGUGGUUCGAUUUGUGAAGUGUUAAUGCUUGUAUUUGAGCUAAAAGAUUUUUCUCACAAGUUGCCCUUGUAUAGAAGCAGCUGGUGUUUGCUUGUUAGGUAAGGCGCAGCUCUUUGCUGAGUUGUCACAGCUGGAUGGAAACUCCAAGGUUUCCUCAGUCAUCUUUCAUUCUGAGUGACCAUAGCCAUUAACGCUGACUAUUUGUGCAAUGUAAAUGAUGUCAAAAUAUUGGCUUGCUUAGGAAUUUGAUGCAGGUUGGUGAGGGAAGUGCACAUGUAAUUUUAAUAUUAUUCCUAAGGUCUUUUAAUUAUUUAGGACAUAGAAAUUUGAGCUGCGGCCUGUGCCACACAAGUUAUUUGUUAUGGUAAUAUAACCUUUCUUGUUCCUAAUGGAUCACUGCUGUAUCUUCAGAUACAGCACAUAUUCUUCAAGUACAUUUUACUUUACUACUUCAGGGUUCUCUUAUGUAAGCUAAGAUGUGUGUAGUACCUCAUUAAAAUUUGCUUAUAUAAGCAUACAUUGACUUCCUGAAUGAUCAAUGUAUUUUAGGGCUGCUUCAGACUCUACAUAACAUUUCGGAAAUUCACUGUAAGUGUGCAUGUAAGCCUCUUGUGUGCACUGAACAGUAAAACCAAACAAUGAAGAAGAAGAAGAAGAAGAAAAAACACUGAGGUUUACUUCUAGUUUCCUCUGCAAAGAAUAAAACCUGUUCUAUAUUAAGCUAUUGGCAAAUAGUUUACAGCAGUGUGCUUUGACUGAACCAGCCUGAUUAAAGUCAGCAUCAGACACAUUGCUUUUUAAAGCCUUGCCGUUAUUUUAUUUAAAGGAACACUAUAGUCACCAGAACAACUACAGCUUAUUUUAUUUGUUCUGGUAAGUAUAACCAUUCCCUGCUUUUUGCAAUAAACACUGUGUUUUCAGAGAAUAUGCAAUGUUUACAUUAAAGCCUAGGGACACCUCCACUGGCGGCCACUCAGAUGGCUAUUAGAGGUGCUUCCUGGGUCAGUGCUGCACAGUGUGCUGCACUGCCAGUCAGUGUCUCCACCCUCUGCAUGCAGAUGCUAAACUUUCCUCAUAGAGAUGCAUUGAUUCAAGGAGAUGCUGAUUGACCAGGGCUGUUUUUGGCUUGUGCUGGCUCUGACCCACAUCUGCAUCCUUGACUGUCUCAGCUAAUCCAAUGUGAAAUCAUUAUGAUUGGAUCAGUCCACCAUUUCUGAUGAUGUCUGCCAAGCUUUUGCUAUAUUUAGGGGAGUAAGGGGGCUAGAUGGUGUUCUUAACACUAUAUACUUUCAUUGGUACCUGUUCACUGGGGCCAGUUCCUACAUGAUGUAUUGGAUAGUUUGUGUUGCUGCCUUGCUGUCACAAAGAGAAGGACCUGAUUCCUUUACUUGGCCUGUACCUGGUUUGGAGCUGUUAUUUUGUCAUUGUCUUGGUUUUCCAAUAGUCUGCGUGGGCUUUUGCUCUUCUUCAUAGCCUUGUAUCCCGUAUGCUGCAUUCUUGUUAAAAUAUUAGAAUGGAUUGCUUCUUACCAAGUGGGAGGCAUUUUGAAAACUUCUGCUUCCCAUGUUGUUGCACCUUUCUCAAUCUUCAUUGCUACCUAUUUAUUGGUUUGGUAAUUGCAUAUGCUAGAUAUAGUGUCUCUCGUAACAUCCCCCUUUCCCCUCCAAAAGCGCAUUUUAUAAAGAUAUAAUCUUUAUGAAUUGCUCAUAAAGACAGAGUUUAAAUUUCCCUGAAAUUCCAAAGCGGUCAAAAGAUACAAGCUAAGUAGUGACUACUUUGUCUUAAGUAUUUUCCUAAAGUUGACAAAAAGGCGGAACUAGUGCGGUUAAGCCCCCAGUCAAUCCUGGUGAUGGCUAAGAAGAAAUAGCUUCGUCUAUGGAGACUCCCGCGGUCUAGUGGAAUCCUCUGUAGACAUCAUGGACACGACAACUGGCACAAGUUGGCAGCAGCCAUGAGGGACAGGUUCAGGUAGCCAAAUAAACCUUCUCCCGCACCCCUGAGCCACCACAAGCCAAGCAGCAAUGUCACCACCGGGGCCUUAGCAAAAUAUGCAAAGACCCCAGAAGGUGUCAAGCUACACUUCUACCCGAUUAAUUUAACCAACCAAGUACAUGUUUUCCUGUCAUACUUAUUUGUUGCAUUGACAUUACUCAUGAUAACUGUGUGAUAAACUAUGUUCUCUGCUUCCUUUCUGUGUGUCAGAAUAGGUAAGGGCAAGUUUAAAUAUUUAUUUCAAGGGACAUCACUUGACAAUUAUUUUUAAAAAUCAUCAAGCAAACUCUUUUAACCCCUUAAGGACACAUGACGUGUGACAUGUCAUGAUUCCCUUUUAUUCCAGAAGUUUGGUCCUUAAGGGGUUAAACAAAUCUACAAACCAAAAUAAAGCAAAAAAGGCUUUCAAAAGUGUAUAAUAAACAUUGAUAAAUUUACUAUAAACUUGGUCAGAUUAUUACCUUGUUGGCCACACCUCUCAUCUAGGGAAGUUUUUUCAGCCUCUCGCCCCAGCUCCACUUAAGACCAGUCCACUAGUGACAGAAACAGGCCAUCCUUGAGAGAGAGAAACCCAACACACUCCUGGUCUGUAUAAUCACACUGAUCAGACUCCCUCUCUGUUCCCCAGUCAGAUGCUGCAAGAAGAACAGCUCUUCCAACUGUACAUGUGUAAAUCUGUUGUGCAUAUACUUUUAAAGCAUUCCUACUGAUAGGAUAUUAUUUGGUUAUAAAUCAGUGUCCACCAUGGAGUGGGUUUGGAAAGCAUAGGAAAAAAGAAGCAGGUAUAUAUGAAAAAGUCAUGUACCUGCUUUUUUUCAGCCUGUAGAGUGAGGCAAUUGUCUCAUUCAAAGUUAUAGAUUGUGAAUGAGACAGUUGUCUCAGUGAUGCAUGUCCCUUUAAGAAAUUAGAGUGAAGUGUAUAUCAAAGUAUGCCCUCCAGCAUAGGUGUACUGUUAUUGGAAAGAAAUCUAUAUCAUAUUUCAAUUAUUUUCACUGCUAUUAUGGUGAUAUGUCAUCCUGAUAGUGACAGAUUUAAUCAGCAUGGUGUUUCCUUAAAACGUUUUUUUUGUUUGUUUUAGUUUUUUUAAAUCUAUGCAGAAUUUACUUUCCAUUAUGUUACUUUCUUACAGGGUUAUUCACUUAAAGGACCACUCUAGGCACCCAGACCACUUCAGCUUAAUGAAGUGGUCUGGGUGCCAGGUCCAGCUAGGGUUAACCCAUUUUUUCAUAAACAUAGCAGUUUCAGAGAAACUGCUAUGUUUAUGAAUGGGUUAAGCCUUCCCCCUAUUCCUCUAGUGGCUGUCUCAUUGACAGCCACUAGAGGCGCUUGCGUGCUUCUCACUGUGAUUUUCACAGUGAGAGCACGCAAGCGUCCAUAGGAAAGCAUUGUAAAUGCUUUCCUAUGCGACGGGCUGAAUGCGCGCGCAGCUCUUGCCGCGCGUGCGCAUUCAGUCCAGGAGGAGGAGAAGAGGAGGAGAGGAAGCAGAGAGCUCCCCGCCCAGUGCUGGAAAAAGGUAAGUUUUUAACCCUUUCCCCUUUCCAGAGCCGGGCGGGAGGGGGACCCUGAGGGUGGGGGCACCCUCAGGGCACUAUAGUGCCAGGAAAACGAAUAUGUUUUCCUGGCACUAUAGUGGUCCUUUAAGUGAGAAUUCAAAAUUAAUUUCAGACUAUACAAGUUACUCCAAGCACCAUGAUUUAUGUGCAGUGUUUUCCUUUUAAAUGCUGCCCAUACAGAGAUUAACCUCUUUGCGGCCAGAGGUGUUACUCCUUUGGUGUAAGUCAUCAGGCUGGCCAAUGUCAUUUAUGCCCAAUUUUGGCGUCUGAUGCCAGACAGCCAAUGGCAGUCUGCUCAACUCUUUAGUGCUGCCCCUGUCCUCUCCUCAGUCUAUCCUCCCUGACACCCCAGGCUGCGGGGCAAAGGAAAUGAGGUAAGGUUUUAAAGGAACAAUAUACAAAACAGCUUUGCGUCAAUCAGCAUGCAUUGAAUCAGUGCAUCUCUAUGGUAAACGUCAUUGUCUUCAUGCAGAGGGUGGAAAUGCUGAAUGCUAUGACUAGAAAGCACCUCUAGUGGCCGUCUGAAUGACUUCCGCUACAGGUGUUACUAGGCACCAAUAGAAACACUGAAAAGGCAAUGAUUACAGUGCUAAGACUGGAGGGACAAAGCUUUAGUGACUCCGGUGACGAUAUUGUCCAUUUUUAAGUCUUUUAUUUAAUUUAUUUUUUUCUUGUGUGCUUUUUUUGCAUUUGGUCAUGGGCGUAGAAGCACAAAAGAGGUUUCUACUACUACAGAAUUUCAAAUUUAAGGCCAAAAUAGCUGGUAAUGUAGCUGAAUUAGAUAAUUUUUCCAUUUCAGCUAUUUGGGCCUUAAAUUUGAAAUGAAUUCUCACUUUAGUGAAAAACCCAGUUAGUAUUAUUUAUACAAUAAGUGUUGCGUGUUGGGAAAUUAAUAUUUAUGAAUAUAUAUUUCUGUUAGUUUCAUAUUUAUUGUGUGUUGUUAUUGUAAAUUGAUAUCGGACUGGUAAUGGAAGGAAAAUUGCUGUAACACAAAAGAACAAGUAGCAGUGUAAUCAGAGUAGAUAAGAUAAAGGUUGUUAAAUAGUACUUGUGGCCACUAUUAUGGUUAUUACUUGUUAAAGGUAUAUACCACAUUUUAAAAAUACACUUUUUAUUUUAAUGAAUUAAAACAAUUCAUCAUAAUGCACUUAAAGCUUUAUGGUUUUAUAUUAUGACCAAUAUUAAUGUAGUUAUCAUGUGUUUGACGAAUUAUAUAUUGCUUCGAUAUGGGAGAUGUUUGAUGCCUUAUGGUAUAUAUUCUGUUUUGGUAAUGUACCAGUGAUUUAUUGCUACUAUCAAAAUGUAACGUUGCAUAUUGUUUUUUGUAUGCCAGCUAGUAUCAUGAGAUCUGGACUCUCCAUGUCAGACUUGUUCUAAUUUGAAAGGCGUGCUUGAAAACAUUUAAUUAAUGCCAAAUUAUAGAGCAUAGAAAACCAAAUUGCAACAUUAGUUAAAUUGGAAAGAAUCUAUAACAUGUAACAACAUGACUAUUUAAGACCACGUGUUGGUAUUUGGCUUUUAUUUCACUGCUGUUAGCGGUUUGAUAAAUAACCCUCAGUUCUCUCUUUUUUACUAUUCACGAUUUACUAUCCAGUGUCUGUAAAUAUGGUAUAUAUGAACAAUGUGUUGGAACGCUAAAUUCAGGGUCUCGCCUUCGUGUUUAUGGGGAGCAGCAGGAGAGCAUUAAAAUGAUGCAUGCACUGGGUUCUCCACCACUUUUUUUUUUUUGUGUGUAAAUAUAAUUUUUAUUGUUUUUCCGUUUUGGGAAAAUGCCAGUUAACAUGUUCAUUGACUGGACUCGCAGGUCCAUCACCUGACAAAAACAAGGGGAAGACCAUCGGUUUUGCGUAGGUAUGUCAUAGUGUGGGCUCGCAGGCCCCAAGCACAAAGAGGACUCGCAGGCCCCAAGCACAAAGAGGACUCGCAGGUCCCAUCAAGACCAUUGUGGCAUUAUGAGGUUUAACAGGUGAUCCACUGUCUUUCUAGUUGUAAGGUGCUGACAACGUUCUGGUCUUAUCUCAUGCCCUCUGGCUACUAUCUGUGUGGCAUGUUUGGCUAUCAGCGUGCCCUGUUCAGUCUAUUCCCUGUUAUGUACCGGGAUCCGUGGUAGGGUGAGAUGCCCCUGUCCCUAGGUGGUCUGCGACAAUUGUGUUUCGUCACCCCCGCUCUACUGAAGUUAAGUUCCUGUCUGUGUAGUGGGCUUCCUCUAUGUGUGCCUCCCAUGUUACCCUUUCUACCGUAGUUCCAGUUGGUCCCUGCCGUCUCGCGGAGAUUGUGGUCUGAGGGUAGGGGUGACUGAGGUGGUAGGGGUAGGCUGUAAUGGGAGAGCGUCUGGGGUCUGUCAUCAUCCAAAGUCUGUAGCAUGUUGGGGUUUGUAUUCUGUCCCUGUUGUUGGGCCUAUGAUUUGUCCAAAAAAUCUGGUUUUGUCGCCUUCAGUAGCCAGUGCAUCCAUAUGUUGAGGUAGGUUUGGUGUGUGUUAUUCGCGGUAGCAUGGAGAUCUUCUAGGGAUUUCAGCUCUUCCAUUUUUGUGAACCAGGUUCUCAAUGGCGGGGUGAUCGGUUGUUUCCAGUGUUGUGGAAUGUUUGUUUUAGCUAUGUUUACUAUGCGUAUUGUCAGUGAUUUCUUAUAGAGGGACCGGGGGACCUUGGUGUGGUAUAGGAGCAUUUCGGCAGGACUAAAUGGGAGUGGGUCGUCCGAGAAUUGCCCUAUUAUUGUGUGUAUUUCCGUCCAGAACGGGACAAUCUUGCUACACUCCCACCAGAUGUGCAGGAGUGUGCCCCUCUCCUCGCCACAUCUCCUCCAGCACGUUGGGGAGUGGUCCGAAAUGUGUGCGUUUAGUAUGGCAGGGGUGCGGUACCAGUGUGUUAGUAGUUUGUAUGCUGUUUCUUGUGUCUUACUGAAGCUGGAGCAAUGGUGCGUGAGGUAGCAGAUUUUUCCCAUUCUGUCUUGUCGAAUGUGCAGCCCAGGGCCGUCUCCCAUUUUCCCACAAAGCUUGGCUGUGCAGUUGGUGUUUGUCAGAAGUGAGGUGUAUAUGAGGGAGACUCCAUGAGUUAGCGGGUCUGGGUUUAAGCAGACUUCUUCAAAGUAUGUGGCGGCUCUUGAUAGAAUCGCCCCCUGUGGGAGCUUUGCGAUGUAGCUCUGGAUCUGUUUGUUUUAGGUGCAUCAAGAGAGUAUGUUCUGUGUCCCCUCUUAAGGCCGUUUGUCGUCUAGACAUGUCUGAGUCUAGGUAAUGGGUCCUGUACUAGUGUUUUGAACGCUUUUGAGUCUAAUCCCGGUGGGAAGUCCGGUUUGUGUGUCAGUGGAAGCAGAGGUGAUGGGUAUGGUGCUAGAUCGUGUCUCCCCUUUGUGCGGUGCCACUCUUGCAAGGUAGCCUUUAUGUAGGGGGAACAUUUCUUCUCUACGCUCCGGGUCCCAGGGGGCAGCCAUGGCAAUACCGCGACUGGAACACCCGCUUCGUUUUUUCCUCCGCUUGUUUCCACUGUUUUUGCACCCCGUGUUAGGUCCAUUCUAUUAUGCGGAGGAAGUGACAGGCCCUGUAGUAGAGGGUGAAGUCUGGCAGUGCCAGGCCGCCCCUAUCUUUUGGUUGUGUUAGUAGAGUUUGUUUGUCUGGGUCGUUUCCCAUUCCAGACGAAUUGUCCGAGGGCUGUGCGGAGCGCAGUGAAGAAUGUGCAUGGGACCGCGAUGGGGAUGGUUUGGAAGAGGUAUAAAAGAUGAGGGAGGAAAUUAUUUUUAACUACUUGUAUCCUACCCAGCCAUGAGAUGUGUGGUUAUGCCCAUUCCUGCAUUUCCAUGUGGAACUUUGCGUGUAUUGAGGUGAAAUUUUCCUUGAAAAGAUCCCCCUCUUUCCGUGUUAGCCAGAUACCUAGGUAUUUGAUUUUGUGUGUGGCUUAUUGGAAUGUGUAGUGUUGGCGUUUUCCACCACUUUUAAUUCUGAUGUUGUGAGAGAUUAAAAAAAAAUAAAAAAAUAAAAAAUCAAUAACUGUUGACAGAUUAAGUGACAUAAGAAAACUGGUAUGAACACUGCUUAUCUAGUAUUGGGUUGUAAUGACACUUAUCAAAAGUGAUUCAACAAUGCAGAAAACCAGAUAAGGACAAUACUCUUUCUAUAUUUUUACAGCUUCUUGAUAAAUGUCACCAAAAGGCAUUCCAGAUACACUGUUUCCACACCAUAUAUUUAACCCUUUGGUGACAACCGCCGUGUUAGUGUAUGGUGAUGCCAUUAAUGGCUUUAAUAACAGCUGUAUUAAAAACUGCUUUAGCUAUCAGAUCUGGCUUAUUGGUAGAUGUCUCAACAACAGUAUACAGGCCCCAAUCCACCCCUGAGGCUAUCUCAGGCAUCUCUUUGGCACUAUGCUACAGCCAUUGCAUGAUCAUUUCCAUAGAGCAGCAUUUGCAAUGUCAAGCCUGAAUAGAGCAUUACCAGAUAUGAAGCUGUUCCAAGGAUCUGAUCUUUGUAACAUAGUUCCUCAACAGACUGAAGCCUCAGGGCUGGUGGAACCCUCUGUACAAGGUUAUUGCUAGUAUGUCUUACAAGUGUGGAAUUCCAUCAGUACACACCAGUUGACCCCUUGCACUGUGGUUGCUUUGCGAAACAAUCACUAAGAUUGCAAUACUUCACUGACUGUAAAGGCAUACAAUCACUCUGCAUAAAAGUGUAAGGUUAGAAGCCACUUUUCGUUUAGAAUUGGGCUUUUAAUAACAUUAACUGUUAAAAUCCGGUUUGAAUUAAUUUAGUGUUGUAAUUUUUUUUAGUUUUAUUGGUGAUUAAAAACAAUAAUAAUGUUAAAAAGGAAGUUGCAUUUUUAUAUUUCGUUAUGCACAUUUUUUAUUUAAUUUUUUUGUCAUGUGGCCGUUGAUAUAAUAUUAAAAAUUGCCAGUGGUCAAGCUGACAAGGAUUGGCUUAUGGCAGCACCAGGCAGCCAUAAUACAGCUUGAGAGGCCACAUAAAAUACAAAUUUGCUGAAUAAACUUUUGUAAAUAGCCAGGUUAAGCUAGAGCUCAGUGGUAGGCAACCUUUGGCCCUCCAGAUGUUAUGAACUACAUAUCCUUUAAUAUCCUUACAGCAGUGCCGGAACUAAUGUUUUUUGAACCCCUCCUCUUGUGAAAGAGUGGCCAAAAGGUAGAUCCCUAUCUGUUAUGUCAGCAGGGGAUCUAUCAUUUGCCCAUCCUUGCUGGGAUGUAUUUGUGAGCAGUGUUGAAUGAAUUAUUGUUACGGAUCACCUGGCACCCCGACUGGGUACAUCCGUUGAAGGAUGCGCUAGCGCUUCCUGAGGACUCCAAGCACUGCAGCAGACACCACAACCACCGAAGCGGAGAAGCAUACGAAUGCUCUCAAGCAUAUGAAUGCUGUAAGCAGCUGAACAGGAAAAGCAUAUAAUCAGCUUACACUCCUGGCAAUCAGCAUACAAUCCAAUUCCCCCAAUAACGAGAUGACACUUCGUUUUGAGGUCAAGCAGAACAUAUACAGGCUGUAUGAAAAAUAAUUAUUGUAAAUGUGUCCCCUAUUCUAUAGUUUAAAACUACUGCACGAUGUCUUUGUCCACCAAAUACCGGCAGGAUGGCACCGUGUAGAAAAGUCCAAACAGUGUCUGUGAGUUAAAAUAGCCACCAUCCAUUGUUCUCACCAUGUGCCUCUGAUACAUGAAAUGGUGGCCACCCAGUAACUCCACAGUAUGUCCCCAGAUGGUUCUUAAAGGGCCAGCAGCAGCAUAAUAAAAUCAAGUAUGCCCACAUCAGUUCCUAGAAGGGCAAUACAUCACAGGGCCAUAGUUGCAGGGCAGGAAGCUGGCAAACAGGCCCCUCCAAAAACCAGUGGCGGGGUUACUUUCGCCACAUAUCACCCCUUUGGGGUGUAGACUAACCAGGUACCUGACCUUCUGUCGGUCAGUGCCUAAGUUAGUCUAACAACCCACCCACAACAGCAAAGUGCAAGAGCAGCCCACCCACAACAAACAGUUACUGCACCUGGGUAUUUCUCUGGGGUGAUGGGGCAACAUGCUGUGGGGACUUGAGGUGAGGGGGGUUCAGGCCAGUCCUGUAACAAGGGGUCAGUAGGGCAGAGGCCAGCUCUUCCGCUGGUAUAGCCUGCAGGACAUCAUGCUCUGGACAAGAGACAAAGGGAGGGCAGAGGCCAACUGCACUCUGCCCAGCUGCCAGCUCUUCUGCUGGGGUGCUUGGGACAUAGUCCGGCUCAGUAGCCAGGGGAACAUGGGGGUCACUGGGGGUUAACAUCUCCUCUGUUAACCCUGGGGCCAAGUUAGGAGUUAGCUGGGUAGGGGAGAAUUGGCUUACUUCCUCCUCCUGAUACUCCUGCGAUGGUAGCUGGGGAUCUGGACAGGCUGUCCAGCAUCCUUUUGGGUCAGGCACAGAGACCACGGUCCCAUCUGCGCCGUCUGAAAGAUUGGUAUCUCCCCUUGGUAGGGUAAGCUGCCGCUGGGGAGAGAGGGUGCUGUGCUCCUCUCCCUGAAUCACAGGCUGCCGCUGGAGAGGGAGACCGACUGUCUCCACUCCUGUAACAUUGUCCUGCUGCUGGAGAAAGAGACCAACUGUCUCUGUUCCUUGUAGGACACACUGCUGCUGGGGGGGAAAGGACAACAGCUUCGGCCCCCUGGAACUCACACUGCCGAUGGGGAGGAAGGACGACACCUUUGGCUUCCUGGAACUCACACUGCCGCUGGGGAGGAAGGACGACACCUUCGGCUUCCUGGAACUCACACUGCCGCUGGGGAGGAAGGAUGGCACCUUUGGCUUCCUGGAACUCACACUGCCGCUGGGAAGGAAGGACGACGCCUUCGGCUCCCUGGAACUUGCACUGCCGCUGGGGCGGAAGGACAGCACCUUCGGCUCCCUGGGACUCACUCUGCCGCUGGGGAGGAAGGACGACACCUUCGGCUCCCUGGGACUCACUCUGCCGCUGGGGAGGAAGGACGACACCUUCGGCUCCCUGGGACUCACUCUGCCGUUGGGGAGGAAGGACGACACCUUCGGCUCCCUGGGACUCACUCUGCCGCUGGGGAGGAAGGACUACACCUUCGGCUCCCUGGGACUCACUCUGCCGCUGGGGAUCUAGGCCGACCACCCAGCAUUCCUGUAGGGCCAGUAGAGAGACCGCAGUCCCAUCUCCACCUGCCAUCUGUGGGUCUUCCCAGGACCAGUCUGUGAGGUCCCUCAACAUUUGCAAGUAAGGACAACUGGCUUCCGCACCCGGUAACUCCGGCUGCUGCUGGGGAUCUGGGCCGGCUGCCCAGCAUCCCGUUGGACCCGGUGGAGAGACCUUGGUCCCAUCUCCACCUGCCUGUUGUGGUUCCUCACAGGACCAGUCUAUGAGGACCCCUACUUCGGGUUCCUCUGGCUGCCUCAGGGGGAAACGGUGAACAUCCUCGAAUGCAGCCUCUCUUUGGCUGCUGUAACACUCCUUCCGCUGAGCAUAUUCUCUCUCUUUCGCCAGCCAGAAUUCUCAGUCCAUCCUUGCGUUUCGCUCGGCUGUGACCUGGUUCCAGAUCGCCUGGAAUAUAUCAUUAUCACCAUACUGGGCCACUCGCUGCCGCACUUCGGCCAGCCAAUCAUCGCCAGAGCCUUCCAUACUUGUCUGCUCCAAGUCGCUGGAUACCUCUGCUCCUAGGGGCGCUGUGUGCUAGCGUUGCCCUAAAUUUGUAACUCCAGUCUCUUCGGGGGCGUGGGUUCGAAUCCCACCGCUACCACCAAUGUAACGGAUCAACUGGCACCCCGACUGGGUACCUCCUUUUAAGGAUGGUCCUAGCGCUUCCUGAGGACUCCAAGCACUGCAGCAGACACCACAACCACCGAACUGGAGAAGCAUACGAAUGCUCUCAAGCAUACGAAUGCUCUAAGCAGCUGAACAGGAAAAGCAUAUAAUCAGCAUACAAUCCAAUUCCCCCAAUAACGAGACAACACUUAGUUUUGAGGUCAAGCAAAACAUAUACAGGCUAUAUGAAAAAUAAUUACUGUUAAAUGUGUCCCCUGUUCUAUAGUUUAAAACUACUGCACGAUGUCUUUGUGCACCAAAUACCGGCGAGAUGGCACCGUGUAGAAAAGUCCAAACAGUGUCUGUGAGUUAAAAUGGCCGCCAUCCAUUGUUCUCACCAUGUGCUUCAUCCAUUGUUCUCACCAUGUGCCUCUGAUACAUGAAAUGGUGGCCACCCAGUAACUCCACAGUAUGUCCCCAGAUGGUUCUUAAAGGGCCAGCAGCAGCAUAAUAAAAUCAAGUAUGUCCACAUCAGUACCUAGAAGGGCAAUACAUCCCAGGGCCAUAGUCACAGGGCAGGAGGCUGGCAAGUAGGCCCCUCCAAAAACCAGUAGCGAGGUUACUUUCGCCACUAUUAUUAUUAUUAUUAUUACGACUGGUAUUUAUAUACCGCCAAUUUAUUCCAUAGCGCUUUACAAUAUUAUCAGGGGGAGAUUUAACAAUAAAUGACUAUUUCAAAAAAUUACAGGAACAAUAGGUUGAAGAGGACCCUGCUCAAACAAGCUUACAGUCUAUAGGAGGUGGGGUGUAAAACACAAUAGCAGUCAAAUAAGGUGGGAGUGAAGCAGAGCUGGAGGAGAGAAUAGAGUGCUGCCCUAUAGGCGAGAGCAAGGGACAGGUACAUGAGGUAGAGGUUACUCUGGGAGGCCUUAAGCUUUCCUAAGAAGAUGGGUUUUAAGGACCUUAUUAGAUGAUUGAAAACUAGGGGAGAGCCUGAUGUUGGUAGGCAGGCUAUUCCAAAGGAAAGGAGCCAGCCACAAGAAGAUCUGCAAGCAUGAGUUGGCCGUGCGGGUGCAAGCAGCGAAAAGACAGAGAAGGGGCAUAACUACGGAUCAGUGAAGAGAACUAGGAGGGGCUAGAAUCAGUCAGUGCUUUAUAGGUGUGGAUUAGUUCCUUGAAUUGUCUCCUAUAUGAUACAGGAAGCCUAUGUAAGGACUGACAGAGGGGUGAAGUGAGACAGGAGAGGAAAAUCAGUCUAGCUGUAGCAUUCAUUACAGACUGAAAUGGGGCAAUACGACUUCUGGGAAGACCUAUUAGGAGAUAGUUACAAUAAUUCAUGCAAGAGAUUACUAGAGCAUGGACAAGCUCCUUAGUAGCAUUUUGCGUAACAAAGGGGUGGUUGCAGGCUAUGCAGGAUUUUGUUAACAGACUGGAUGUGAGGCCAGAAUCAACUAUUACUCCAAGACCGCGCACUUGCAAGGAAGGGCUGAUUUGGGUACUACCAACCUGAAGGGAGAGCGAGAGAGGAGGAUCAUUAUUAGUAGGAGGAAAGACCAGAAGUUACAUUUUAGAGAGAUUGAGUUUCAAAAAGCUGUUUUUUGACAUCCAAUCAGAGGAGGAAGAAAGGCCAGCAGUGACACGUUGCAGAAUGGCAGGGAAGAGGUCUGGGCAGGAUAGGUAUAUUUGGGUGUCCCCGUCCCAUAGUGUUCUUUUCUCCCCCUGUCCCAUAGUGUUCUCUUCUCCCCCUGUCCCAUAGUGUUCUCUUCUCCCCCUGUCCCAUAGUGUUCUCUUCUCCCCCUUCCUCCCCUGUCCCAUAGUGUUCUCUUCUCCCCCUUCGUCCCCUGUCCCAUAGUGUUCUCUUCUCCCCCUUCCUCCCCUGUCCCAUAGUGUUCUCUUCUCCCCCUUCCUCCCCUGUCCCAUAGUGUUCUCUUCUCCCUCUCCUCCCCUGUCCCAUAGUGUUCUCUUCUCCCUCUCCUCCCUUGUCCCAUAGUGUUCUCUUCUCCUCCUGUCCCAUAGUGUUCUCUUCUCCUCCUGUCCCAUAGUGUUCUCUUCUCCUCCUGUCCCAUAGUGUUCUCUUCUCCUCCUGUCCCAUAGUGUUCUCUUCUCCUCCUGUCCCAUAGUGUUCUCUUCUCCUCCUGUCCCAUAGUGUUCUCUUCUCCUCCUGUCCCAUAGUGUUCUCUUCUCCUCCUGUCCCAUAGUGUUCUCUUCUCCUCCUGUCCCAUAGUGUUCUCUUCUCCUCCUGUCCCAUAGUGUUCUCUUCUCCCCCUGUCCCAUAGUCCCAUAGUGUUCUCUUCUCCUCCUGUCCCAUAGUGUUCUUUUCUCCUCCUGUCCCUCCUGUCCCAUAGUGUUCUCUUCUCCUCCUGUCCCAUAGUGUUCUCUUCUCCCCUGUCCCAUAGUGUUCUCUUCUCCCCUGUCCCCUUUGUUUCUUUUUUUUUUUGGAUUUCAGCAAAUUUGACCCGUUUUUGGCCGAAACGUAAGAGGCCCGUUUUCGGCCGAAAAUUUUGUCAGCCGAAAUUUCAGUGCAUCCCUAGUAUUAAAUUUGUGUUUGUAAUAUUUGUUUUAGAUUGUCGGAGUGUUUUUGGUGUUCUGAUGGUGUUUGCUUAGAUUAAUGCACAUAUACUGCCACAUACACAUUAACCCAGAUAAAUACAUAUAAACUCCGAAACGCGCACACCAACACACAAUCUGACAUACAUAGACACAUACAUGUAAUUUUCAUAUUUUUGCAGCCACCCUCCUUUUAGCAUACCUUUUGUGUCCAGGAGGGCGGCUUGCUUCAGCCUGGAUGAGGCUGAUGGGAGUUAGUCUUCAGCAAAGGCUAACUUCCUCGAGCUGUUUUUGCUCCUGCCGUCUCCUCUUCACUCCCUCCUGUGCGUUGCGUUCUUUUUGAAGUUGGAAGGCAGUGAUCACCUGUCACUUUCCAGCAUUGUCCGGAUUACAGGGGCAAGGUCGCACUAAUUAAGGGCCACAGAGCCUAACCGGGCCCAUGUUCAGCAUACAAUACCAAUCUGGUGGCCCUAAGUGUAUGGGCCCCCUGGCGCAGCAGCACCACCAGCUUCAUAAGUGGUAGUUUCGCCACGGUCUUACAGCUAUAAUGCUGGCAAAGCAUCAGGGGAGAUUUAGUUCACAACAUCUGGAGUGCCCAAGAUUGCCUACCCCGCGACUGCUAGAUUCUAGUCUAGGUGCUAUGACCAAUUCAGUAAGAUGAAGCCGUUGCAUUGCCUUCAAUGUCAAUUUAAACUACAUAUGAAACAUCUGUAAACAUGGCAACACUGCAUGCUGAAGUGAAAAUGUAAAUAAUAAAUAAAAAUCACAAAAAAUACAAAUCCUCAAAAUAUUUUUCUAAAUUAACAUGAUAAUACAAAGUCUUGUUUGCUGCACAGAUGGCUAUUUUUAAGAACAAAAGCAACAGCCAUAGGAUUGAUCUGUGGAGUUUAUGUAAUUGACCCUGAACACUGAAAGCAAGAGGAGGGGUCGGGGGGAAGGGAUGUAAUGUAUCAUCUGUAUUUGUUCGUGAAUUAUUCACAUCAUCUUCGAUUCUAAUGGCGACCAGCAGUUUAACCCCUUAAGGACACAUGACGUGUGACAUGCCAGAAGUUUGGUCCUUUAGGGCUUAAAGAUCAGUAAUAAGUUCCUUUGGUCCCUUUUUCAGGCAUGCAAAAGCACAUAAUGGUACUGCAAGCUUGCACUUUAACAUAGCAAGUCAAUUAAAGGAACAUUUUAAGCAACAUAACCACGACAACUCACUGUAGCGGAUACACUGCUAGAAUUUGUAUUCCUAACCCUGUAUUGUUACUUUCCCUGUAUGUAGGCAGGUACCCCCGGUACAAAUAAAUAAAUAAAAACAAAUGAAGAUUACUCGGCUUAUUCUAGCAAUGAAGCUCCCUCUCUGCUACUCACUUCUCCUUUCUGCUUAUGUCCAAAGAGGCCCUGCUCCGCCUCGUGCAAAUUCACACUUUUCCAUAGAGUGUUGAAUCAAUGCUUUUCUAUGGGCCUUCUGUGUCACUGAAAUGAAGUGAUCUGAGGGACUAUAGUGUUCCUUUAAUACUAAACUAUUUAAGAAUGGUUUUGAUAUAAAUCAAGAGUUUUCUUGGCACUGAGUCAUAUUUGACCACAAUGAUAAUUUGUAAAUAACACGUGCUCAAUAUUAGUGUCAAUUUAAUCCAAUCUGAAUGACACUGAUUGGCUUGGAGAACUGUGGGUGGUUAGCACAGUAAUCCUGGUUUGUUGAUUGACACUGAUGAAGCAGAAUGUGUUAAUUCCAUAUAAUCAAUUCUGCCAAGUGGAUGUCAGUCUUUUGGCCGGGAAUACCCUGCAAACUGUGUGCAUAUGUGGAGUCAUGGCAGUUUGUAUUACGUUACAUGACCAUUUCUGUGUAAUUACGGUAAAUGAAAGUUAAAUUACACACAUACAAGCUCAUUAACUAGCAGGCACACAAACACACCCACAAGAUCACUCUCCCUCACUAGCUGCAGUGUAUUUGAAACCUACCUGGCACUGAAGGCUGUGAGAGCACUGGCAGGUGAAGACUCCAUUCUCUGGCCUCUUCCUACCGACGAGGUCAGCGGCUUGAGGCUGGAGCUUGAGUGAGGAGGUAGGACUUAAGAGCAGCGGCGGAGCUUGAGUGCAAGGCAGGAGCGUCACAGAAAGGUUCCUCGAUACAGUGCCUCUCCAGCCGCCGCUGCCUCAAUGGAGCCACACCAGCCCCCGAAGGGAAAUUUAUUUCAAGGCUAUUAGGGCUGCUUGCAGCCCACCGGGAAAUUUCUUGGUAUCCGGGUCGGCCAGUCCAGCCCUGUUCUUAGCCAAUUGCCUUGUCAGUUGUCUACAGUUCCAGAUUUAUUGUAUACCCAAGUUUCAUGUCAGAAUGCAGUAUUUGGCCUGCUCCCUUGGACUUCUUUCCAUUUCUGUGACCUAAAAGAGUUUGGUGCCAUUUUGCCGUCCAUUAAAGUGACCUGGGUUUAAUUUACACAAACAGAUUUUAAUUAUAUCUAUUGCAUAACACCCUACAUUCAAGAUUAUUUGCUUAAUAGAGAACUGAAAUUUUACAGAAGCAUGUGUGCCUUAUAGUACAGACAUUCUUCCAUCAAAAUAUUCCUAUAUUCCACUAUUGUACUGUUUUCGUCUACAUAUCUAAACAAAUUCAAAAGAGGUUUUCAGACCUUCCCAAUCACUAGAACCUCUUUGAACCUUCAUGGGAAAUUCUAGAAUGCAGACUAGGAAUUCGAUUCUGCUUUUUUCAUACUUCAAUUAAAGGCUUUUCUUCGUGAAUUUUGCAGCUUCAUUCUACACAAUUUAGGGUCUGUUCUGAUCUCUCUGACCAUCAGGGUGACACAUUUUCUCUCCAGGUCUUAUUUCUGUGUCUAUGUGAAGCCGUAUUACAAGCAAUAGAUAAUAUCAAAACUAUACUAUUAAAGGUCAAAGGACGAUUCCCCUCAAAACAUUGUCUUCUAAAACUCAUUCCUACAUUCUGUGCGGGGAGGACUAUAGAGACUGUUAUAAAACACUGUCUGACCCAAGUUGCCUUAAUGUGGCUGCAGGCUUCUGUCCUAUUGACUGAGAUCAUCAGAAUGGACUUUCUCAGCCAAUCCAAUGCUUUCCUACAGGAAAGCAUUGGAUUGCCUGAGAUCAUCAAUUCUGUUGUCGGCCAAGAAAGCAGAUCGGGGGCUGGAAUAAAGUUGAGUUUUAACAAUUUUUAAAGGGGACAAGAGGAGGUUAGGGGCUUAAACUGCAUUUUUAACACUAUAGGUACACUAUAAAUACAUAUUUGUGUUCCUGACCCUAUACUGUUCCUUUUAAUUCUCAUAUGUACUACUAUGCAAAAUUCACACAUCAUAAAGCAAACCAGCUUUCCUUUGCUGGAAUUAUCUCUGAUGGCAUUUGGUUGAAUCAACGGUUCCUAAACUGUGUGCCCACAGGGUGCCGCGGAAUAUUUUCCCGGUGCUAUGAUUAUAGCACCGUGGAAACUACUGCUCAACAGGGACCCCGUUGAGUGCCGCGGUCCUUUAAGACCGCGACCUGACCCCUGUUAUGUCGGCCGGUUGGGAGGAAGUGACAGCCUGUCACUUCCUCCCAGCAUCUUGCGGGGAGACAGCACGGGAGGGAGAGGAGCAUGAAGUGCUCCAGACCCCUCACUCCCACAGCAGCAGGACUCCAAGCCACCCUCCUGGCACAUAAGGUAAGCUAGCAGGAGGGUGGCUGGAGAUAUAUAAAUUUUUUUUUAUAUAUAUAUAUAUAUAUUCAUUCUGAGCGGGGACCCACCGAAUGGCAGACUAUUUCAGCUGCUGCCCGUUCUCAGUAUUCUCUUGCGCCCCCGUUUUUUUUUUUUGUGUGUUUUUUUUCCCUCUCUCUCUCUCCCCCAUGUAUCAAUGUUUGUGUGUAUGUGUCGUGUAUGUAUAUGCAUCUGUGUAUUAAUGUGCAUGAAUAUCUGUAUGUAUGUAUGUGCAUACAUCCAAGCAGUCAAACACCAGCACAACAUACAAGCACACUCCUGCAUUCUAACACACAUAUUACAUAAAAGCACACCCCUGCAUUCAAACAAAAAAAUAUACAAACACAAAUGCUUCACACAGAUGUACAUCCACAUUUAAAAGUGAACAUUACAUUCAGACACACCCCUCACAGGGCCCUCAAACCCUCUGUUCCCGUGCGUCCGUUUGUCUGGUUACAAUUACGUGCCUGUUAGUCCCCUCAUUGUACAGCGCUACGGAAUUUUGUUGGCGCUAUAUAAAUAAUAAAAUAAUAAUCACUUACAAACCGCUUUAUUCAAACGCAAUAAAUGUAUACAAGCACUCCUUCAAACCCCAACACUGUACAUUACGCACCAGUAAAUGCGGCAGCGUUGUACAGACAUACAACCUAGAAUUUCUGACUUGGGGCGCUUUGGGAAAAAUAAUGAAAUUUUAAGGGUGCCUUGAACCUAAAAUGUUUGGGAACCACUGGGUAAAUUAUUAUUAAUAUUACUAUUGGCAUUCAUGUAGCGCUAACUUAUUCUGCAGUGCUUUAUAAAUUAAGGGUAUAAAACCUCAAGUAUUGACAAAUAGCAUGUAGUGUUGACGCAGACAACAGGUGAUAACAUGUUAUGACAGAUUCCAUAGUGAGUGUAUCAUUUAUGAUAAAUAUAAACUUGGUCUUAUAUUCAAAUAUUUCUAAAAUGCAUUGCUGCUCACGUAUCGUGUUGGCUGUGAAGGCAAGCAGGAAAACUAUAUGCAGGGAGUUCUCCUUCUCCUUGCCUGUCAGUCAUUCUUUAGCAUACAGUAUAUGCCAAGAAUUGAUUGACAGGCCAGUGAGUCCUUAUUUAAUGGGGGUUUUUCUGUCUAGUAAAUAGAUACCAGUUUUGCACAAUAUAGGUAUUACAUUGUAUGUUUUUUAAUAAGUGAAUAGGUUUUACGUACAUUCUAGGCAUUAACAAUCUUAAAAUUUGUUAAUGCAUAAUCACUCUAAAUGAGAAAUUGAAAUAAAAGAUAACGUGCUCUGCAAAAUAAGCAAAUGACCACUCUCUGUAUAUUUGACCAUCUAAAUCCGUUUACAAAAUUUGAAAUUGAUGAAGUCUUGUUUUUGUAUGUAUAUGUGUGUUUUUAUUUUUCUUCCUUGCUUCAUUAAUUUUUUAGAUGCACAAAGAAAUCACUGAUUGUCUCUAUUGUGUCUUACAGUGAAACGUUUUAGAGAACCAAAGCAUGAAAGACGACCUUGGAGAAUAUGGUAUGUAUUUCAAACAAUUCUGGUUGCUUUUUCCCAUACUGAAUGUGGACACACAAGCCUUUCAGGGUUAAGGUUAAAUAAAUAUUUUGUGGAGUCUUUGAAAUAUUAUUUAUUGUGUAAUGCUCAGUGAUAGCAGGGUAAAUUGUUUCAAAAUAAGGAUAAAAUAUAAAUUUCUGUAACUGUGCAUGCAUAUAAUGUUAAAGGAAUGUCCUGUAUGACUUGCCACUUAAAGGAAAACUAUAGGGUCAGGAACACAAACAUGUAUUCAUGACCCUAUAGUGUUUAACCCACCAUUUAGGUGGCUUGUGCCCCCCUCCCCUUAACCCCACCAUAAAUGUUUAACACGUACGGAUUUUACCGUUUUUGCGCGACUUGGUUUAUUUCAUUUUCAUCUUUUGUACGGAGCAGUCUGUGUUCCGUUUCUCUUAUAUAUUGGUCCACAUAUCGGAUGUCCCUAUAGUCUUACUUGGUUCUCUUUAGAGGCCUUACUACUAUUUAUUUUAGCGGACUCUAUACGUAUGUGCACAUACAAUAUAUAUAUCAUUUUCUAUGAGACUAAGGAACAUAUCCCCAGGUUUUUAAUUCCUCACCUUUAUGUGAUUUUCACUAACACAACUUUCUAUGGUGUUUCUAUCCAGGGUAAGCUUUAUACCUAUUAUAUAUAUUUUCUUUGCUUAAUUUUAGUUCAAUAAAGGUUAUUACCAUUUUCCUUGUUACGUUUACUUUAGGAGGUAAUCUUCUAGAGUGAGAUUGAAUCCCAUUCACUUUUGAGUGAGUGUUUUUUUCUCUCUCACUCUUUCAGUUGGUAGUUAUUUACUUGUUGUGGGGUUAAGCCCCCGUGUUACCUCUUGUAACCUACCUUGGGGUUCUGACGUUGGCUAGUCCAACAUCACCACUCCUAUCUCAUAUUUAUUAAAGUUUAAAACUUGCCUUAUUUCCAGCGCCGUGCGGGUCUGCCAGCGCAGGCUCCGUCCCCUUUGUGACAUCCUCAAAAUGGCUGAUUUUUAGCCAAUCCAAUGGUUUCCCAUAGGAAAACAUUGGAUUGGAUAAAAUCGGCACGAGCGGGGCCAAAUGCAGUUUUGGCCAAUCAGAACCUCCUCAUAGAGAUGCAUUGAAUCAGUGCAUCUCUAUGAGAAAAAUUCAGCAUCGCCAUGCAGAGUGUGGGGACGCUGAACGGCAAGGCUGUUUUUUCGGCAGCAAUGACCCAGGAAGCACCUCCAGUGGCUAUCUAAGGAGUGGACACUUGAAGGUGUCCCUUGAGGCAAUGUAAACACUGUGUUUGCAUGAAAAAAGCCUGAAGGGAACUAUUAUACUCACCAGGACAACUACAUUAACUGUAGUUCUGGUGACUAUAAUGUCCCUUUAACACCCUCCCCCCCAAUAGCAAACUGCAAGAUUCAGUAGAUUGCAUUAUACACUAUUGUCUUGCCCUCACUUUAAAUAAAUAAAUAAAUAUUUAGCUUCCAAAAUCCCAAACCACUUUCAGCUGUGAGAAAUGUCUACAGUGCAUUCCUUUUUAAAUCAUGUUUAUUAAACUUGUUUGCUAACUGGCCAGCAGUGGAUUGGUUUGAAGAGAAUUACAGGCUCCCUGACAAAAUAAUUUAAUGACAUUUCUUUUCAAUGGCUCUUCUGGGUUACUUAGUCACCUCUGUGACUAUCUAAUCUUAAUAGGUACCUAGUUGGGUUUGAUUUAAUGCAUCAUGAUUUGUACUUGCUUUUUUUUUCAAUAUUUGUUGUUUCCUACAAUGGAGAACAUAUCCAAUUCUUAAAGGGACACUGUAGUCUCCAGAACCACUACAGCUUAAUGUAAUUUGUUCUGGUGUCUACAGCCUGUCCCUGUAGGCUUUUCAAUGUAAACACUGCCUAGUUACCCCUCUAGUGGCAGUCACUUAGGCGGCCACUAGGGGUGACUAGACAGUACCUAUGUUCAGCAUAAAAACACUUUCUCCACGCGAUCGGAGGCAGUACAGAUCACACACAUGCACUUACAGACCCAUAUAGAGACACACACACACACACACACACACACAUUUGAGACUGAUACUGACACAACUGACACAGUUGUACAUCUGAUUAUUUUAAAGCAAAAAUGCAUUUGGUGCAGUUGAAGUCUAAUUACUAUGAUUCCUUUCAUAUCCACUAUUUAUAGUGAACAAAUUGCUAUAAAUGCACCUGCUCCCCAUUGCAGUCAUGUAAACGGUAUUCGUAAUAUAGCCGCACUCACUAGCUAAUUUGUGUGGUGAACAGAAGCAAGGUUUUUAUUGCUCAGUAUCUUUCACAGCAGCGACCAAUGUAGUAAUGCUUAUUAAGGUGAACAAAUAAUGAAUUGUUUUUUAGCAUAUUAAGACAAAUUUCUAACUAAACAGCAACUUCAAAACUCACAGAUUUUAUUAGCAGUACACCUAAUCUAGGCAAAAAAUGGCGGUUUAGUUACAUUAUAUGAUCUUACAUUGCAUAAGUCUCUCUCUCUCUCUCUCUCCCUCUCCCUCUCCCUCUCCCUCUCCCUCUCCCUCUCCUCUCCUCCUCUCCCUCUCCCUCCCUCUCUCCCUCUCCCUCCCUCUCCCUCUCCCUCUCCCUCUCCUCUCCCUCUCCCUCUCCUCUCCCUCUCCUCUCCCUCUCCCUCUCCCUCCUCCCUCUCCUCUCCCUCUCCCUCUCCCUCUCCCCUCCCUCCCUCCCUCCCCCUCCCUCCCUCCCUCCCUCCUCCCUCCCUCCCUCCCUCCCUCCCUCCCCAUCGGGACUAUCUUUUGUGUCUGUUAGCAUGUAGUACAUGCUCUAAUUUAUUCCAUUUGAGAAAGUCUUUGACGAAACGCGUUAUGGAAAUUUAAUUAUUGUGUUUGUAAAUAUAUUAAAGUAUUUUUGGUCAUUUGUUUGUGCCAACAAUCUUUUUUUAUAGACACAUAAUACCCCUUUUUUUUACCCUGGCUUUUUAAUUAUUUUUAUUGGUUUUAUAAAAACCCUGAAAAUCCCUGGAAGUUUCCUGCACUUAAAGAAAUCCUAGGUGGGGAUCAAUCCACCCAAGCUGUCAUCACGGAGCAGUUGGUCUGCUCUGGUUUUGUAAGUACAUUUUUUUAUUUUAUCAAUAUUGCUAUACAGUGAGCACUAUUGGCUGUUUUCUUUUAUUUCGAGAAAUUGGACACCUAUCACAGAGAGGAACCCAUCUAUAUCCUAUAAGCGGGGAUUAAACCGCUGUAUGCGCCUUAUUCCAGAGCUAGGACAUUAGCUCUGAUAAAUGUGAGUUUUAUACUAUUAUUUCUUCACAUCCAUAUUAGAACUCUACAUACUACACUAUUGGUUGUCGUCCUCUUUCUUUUUAUUUUUCAUAUAAGUGGACUCACUACAAAGUAGAAGACGUCAUCAGCAAAGAUUAUCUGUAAGGACAAUACAGUUGGACUUUUCCUUGUAAUUGGACUUUAUUUUAAUUUUUUAAUUUUAUUUGUGUGCGCAGCCUUUUAUUAUUUUGUUUUUAUUUUAUCUAACUUAAAAGGGUCUGAGGGAUCCCCUUUUAAAGGUUGCUGCUUAUAAGUUAUUUAGCGCUGUCUUUUUCUUUUCCUUGUUAACAUGCCUAAUGUUGCAAGCAGAGUAGGCACCUGCUUUCCCCACAUUGCAGGUGCCUACACUGCUAUCAUUUACCCGGCCGGGGAGGAAGGGACGGUGGAAGCAGCGAGGGAGCGCGCCCCGACUGAAGUGAAGCUGGGCGUCGGAAUAUGACUUCAUAUUUCGGCACCCGGCAUCACUAAACUGCGCGCGGAAGCAGUGAGGAGCAGGAAGGAUCCCAGGGAGAUGCUCCAAAAGGUAAGGGACAAUAAAGAAAAGUAUGUGUGUGAGAGUGUGUGUGUGUCUGUCUGUGUGUCUGUCUGUGUGUCUGUCUGUCUGUGUCUGUGAGUGAGUGUGUGUCAAUGUGUGUGUGUGUGUGUGUGCGGCCCACAUAAACUUAAACCACUUUUGAGUUUGACAUGCUUGAUUAGAGGGACAUUUGUGAAUAGGCCUGCUAAAUAUCAUUAUAAUACACUUUCAUUAAAAUACAUUAGUAUUGCUUACAUCAAUGAAUAAAAGCUAUGGUGGCAUGUGGCUUAUUAAUUGAUCUUGUAUUAAUCUAUUUUGAUGGUAAGAAAAUUCUAACUCUAGGAUAUAUUGCACAUUGCUGCUGACUUAGCCAUUUUAGUAGGAGUUUCUGCACAGUGUAAGAUCGUGGCAGCUAGACCAUUUAUACAUAGAUUUUUGCCCAGAAAUUCCAGUAAGAAUGAUGCUUUCUAUUCUGUAAUUUUCAGGCCUCGUGUUAAAUUUCAGGCUUGGCUCAAUGAGUAUAAUUUAUUGAUAUCAUGGUUGUCUUUUGACUAGUAUGUCUUAGUGCAUUGACAUCCAGUGCUUGUUCUGGCAGAUUACUUAAUGAAUCAGCAAUGUAUAGCUUAUCUCCCUGGCAGUAAAUUGCUCAUAAAUGAUCCUGCUCUAAGUGUAAACACUCCUGUCUUCCUCCCUUCCCUCCUGCUAUUUUCUUGUUUGUGGCCUUGCAAAGAGAGUACAUGGCUAUUGCUCAGGGAAAACGUAUUCCACUCAGAUUAUUUUUCUAUUUUAGAAGGAGGUAAUAUGGUUUAAGUGCCCACAAAUGGAGUCUGAUGAUGUUGUUUAUUGAGUUUUAAAUAGCAAAGAAAACUAUGGGAAAUUCUGAGCAAAUGCAUUUUUAAAAUGAAACCAUGCAAAGACCAUUAAAUGUGCUGCAGGAAAAAAAGGGUGUGGCGGACCAAAACUGCAAAUGUCUUCUUCUAAACUGCAAGUGAUUAACGUUAUACUGUCUGCUUCCAACUUCAGCAUGUUCUACUGGUUUUCAACCCUAUUGGAGACUUGGUUAUGUAUUUAUUGGCAGCACUGUGGAAUGUGCUAAACACACAAAAUGAGACGGCAAACUUCACAUUCAUAUUUUCUAGUUGGGGCUUAUUCACCAUCUGAUUUAGGUACACCAAUAGUAUUAUGGAAACUUGCAUAACUGUAUCAUUUUAAAUAGUAUGAAUAUCCUUUUCAAUUUCCUUUAGACCUGGCAACCUGUGCAUACUUAUCUUUGCUAAUCCUCCAAUACUUAAAGGGACAUUAUAGGCACCCGUACCACUUCAUCCUUUUGAAGUAGUCUGGGUGCAUUGUCCCUGUCCCUCUUAGUUCAGCAACAUUGCAGUUUUUGAGAAACUCUUUACUUUGCAGUUCUAAAACAGCUUCUAGGGGCUGUCUACCAGACACCCACUAGAGGCACCUCCAGGAGUUUACCAAACUUGCUUUUUUUUUUUAAACCCUACCACUAAAUUUUGCACUAACUUUCCACCCACUCCAGCUAAUUAAACCACCAAUUUAAAUUUAAUAAAAUUAAAAUAAUUUACCGUAUGCGUGGAAGAGAAGUAGCGUACCAAGGAUAGGGCUGGGAUAAGUGUCAAAUAUAGAGAAAAUCUUUAUAGGUCCAGACAAAGAGAAAUAUCAUAUAUGGAAAACAAAUUUUAUUGAGAAAAAAAAAACUACUAAAAUUGCACAGUGGCAAGACAAAUACAAUGGUGCUCAUGUAUUGUGAACAAACCCAAAAGUGAUAAAAUAAAAAUGAUCAAAACGAUAUAUCAAGAAUAGGAAUACGAUAGGUGUAAAUAAGUAAACACCAACUGGUCUGAUCUGAUAUCACUUCCUCUAUGUGCUGCAAUGCAUAAAUUGAGGAUUGUCCUUCACCACCUUUUUGUAUUAGUAGGUAUCUGAAGUUUCACUGGGACUCCUGAUAGGCCAGAGCCUGUUUGGCUCUAGCAGCCUUGAGUGCCGUGCAUGGCACUAGUGCCGUAGGUUGCUGAAUGUGCAUGCGUGGCAAGAGCCGCUUGCACAUCCAAUCAGUCCAAAGGAAAGCAUUUCUCAAUGCUUUCCUAUGGACGUCAGCGUCUUCUCACUGUGAUUUUCACAAUGAGAAGCGCAGAAGUGACUCUAGCGCCUGUCAAUGAUACAGCCACUAGAGGCUGGAUUAACCCUAUUGUAAACAUAGCAGUUUCUCUGAAACUGCUAUGUGUACAGCUUCAGGGUUAACCCUAGAUGGACCUGGCACCCAGACCACUUCAUUGAGCUGAAGUGGUCUGGGUGCCUAUAGUGGUCCUUUAAUACAGUGGCCCCUCCCUAAAAUUAAUACACUGCCCACUCCCUCAAAUUAAAACAAUGUCCCCUCUCCCCAAUUUAACACACUACACAGUCCGUCAAGCCCCUCUUCCCCUACAUUAAAAUAAGCCGCCCUUCCUCCAGAUGCUCGUUUGGCACUGCGAGCAGGAGGGAAGGGGGAGUGGCUGGCCUGCAGGAGCAUGCGAUUGAUCAUGGGAGGGAAGACCAGAAUGAGACAGGAAAUAUCUUUGCAGCCACAACACAAUGUGACCCCAGGGCAAGUGGGCCGCAAAUGUAUUCAUUGUGGGCCGCAAGUUUGACAUGCUUGAUCUAAAUGUUACUUUCCUGUGGAUUGAGGAUGUAUUCAUUGCCACCCUUGAACCAAUAAUUAUCUGAAACCUGGAGAUUCCAGAGCGUUCUUAACUAAAUUGUGAACUGCCAGGAUUUUAAAAUGUAAGCCCAUAAUAGCUGAGCUGUAAAAAAUUCUAAAAUCCUAAGUUGGAGAAUUUUUCCAGUUUGGGAUUUUGUUGUACAAUUGUAAUUCCCUUGUGAACUCCCAUGAAUUCAUGCGGUCCGUCAUGCUGGGGAAGCACUUGCGCUACAUUUACCCCCAAAUCGCGACGAUUGCGGGGUUCACGUCCCUGCGGCUGUGAUCGCUCUGACAGGCUGUCAGAGUGAGCACGUGCUGCAGGGACUCCUGGUCCGCCUCCCUGCGCUUCCGCGUUCUGUGUGAAGUGCAGGGAAAUGGAUCAGCAGUGAUUCUCCCUGCAACAAAACAAAAGUUAAAGUUAAAUCCCACCCCCAGAUCAUAUUUUACUAUGAUCUGAUAUUUUAUUUUAUUUUUUUCAAAUGUUUAACCCCGGAGGGUUAAAUUUAAUUUUUUUUUUUUUUUUUUUAACCCACAGGGGUUGAAGUUAUUUUAUUAAGAUAUUUUAAAAUUUAUAUAAUGUAGCUAGCUGGGGUGCGUGGGUGUUAGUGGAGAAUUGGGGAAUUAGGCUAGCUAGGGGUUAAUGUUAAAAAAAAAAAAAAAAAGUUUUAAUAACCUUUAAAAAAGGUUUUUUUUAAAAUCCCACCUUUACCCAGUCCUAAUAAGAAUUAACCCCUUCCCUGUCAGUUGAUUGCUUCGUACGGUGAUCACCGUAUAAUACUGUGAUCUGUAUUUUGAUCUGAUUUUUCUUUUUUAACCCCUGACUGUUAACUUUUAUUAUUUUUUAACCCUUAGGGGUUCAAUUUAAUUAAUUUAAAUAUUUUAAAAAUUUUAUAUUUUGCUAGAUGGGGUUGGUGGGAGUUAUGGGAAAUUUGUGAAUUUACUGUUAGUGCUGCUUACUGCUAGUUAGGGGUUAAUGGUAAAAAAAAGUUUAUAACCAUUUUGAAAGUGUAAAAAAAGUUUGAAGAAAGUUUAAAAAAGUAAAAACAAUUUAAUGAGUAAACAAAAGUUUAAAAACUAGUUUUAAAAAGUAAACAAACUUUAAAAAAGUUUUUAAAAAAUACAUUAAAAAUGCUCAUUACCACUAAACCAGGAACACACUAGCAAAAAAUGAUCCCACGCGAAGGUUCAAAAUAUGUCUUUUGAAUUACCCUGGGGUGUAUUGUUUAAUAAUAGUAUGUGUUUGUGGGCAAGUUUGAAUAACCAACCAGCUAAACUACUCCGAAAUGAAACUUGGAUACAGCGUAAAACUUCAAAAGUUAGAAAAAAAAACUGAAUGGCUGCAUCUCAAAUGUGCCCCUUCAGCAUCCACAUAUACCUGGCAACGGUACACACGGGGGUAUUGUACUCAAAUGACAUAGCUGAGCAACAUAUGAAAUAUUAUACAGCCAUUGCACAAAUAAGGUUUGCAAAAUAUACUGUGCAAACUUACUUUGUGUGUCAAAUAGGCAGAAAAGUGCUUAUUAUCACUACACAAGGUGGCGGGAAAAUGGUCCCACGCUAAGGUUCAAAAUAUGCCUUUUGAAAUAUCAUGGGAUGUCUUCUUUAAGAAAUUGUAUGCCUUUAUGGUGUAGUUGGAAUAUGUCGCUUUCUGUAGAGGCUCCAGAAUGGAACACAGAGCCAUCAAAACAGUCUAUGAAAAUUCACACUUAAAAACCUGAACUUGUCACGUCUCUUUUACAGCACUGUAACUUCACAAAAUAGUGUUUAGGUCAUAAAUUGGGCAUAUUGUUUUACUCAGAAGAUGUAACUGAGCAUAAUUUAGAGGAUUUUAUAACAGUGGCACAUAUCAAGUGUAAGAAAUACUUGCAACAUGUAUGUACAAAAAUUGAAUUUUUUUUCCAUCACCACAAACAUUGACAUAAAAUGGUGACAAGUUAAGGCACAAUAUACACCAUAUAAGAUACCCUGGGUGUCUGCUUUCUCAAAUUAAAUCCCUUUGUAGAUUUAUUUUAAAAUUUAAACUGCUAUUAGGCCGCAAAAAGAGACAUAGGCCCGUCAAAUCUGUCUAUGAAAAUUCUAACUAUAGAAACUGAAAUAGCCUUGUCUCUUAUAUGGCAUUGUAGCUUCACAGAAUAGUGCCAAAGGCAUACAAUGGGAGUAUCGUUGUACUCAGCAGAUGUAGAUAAACACAAUAUUGGGUUCUGUACAGGAAUAGCACACACCAGCUUUACAAAAUACACAUUAAAAAAAACAAAAAACAAAAACCUUGUUAUAUGUGUAUGCCAAAAGAGAGGGAAAAACCCCCACAAUUUUACUCCAAUAUUUAGCAGAGAUUAGCGAUGAAAUGGCUUCGUAAAAAGUGUCACAAUAAACUAAAUAAAUAGCCUGUGAUAUCUACUUUAUAUAAAUAUGUACUUUUGUGUGGCAAUUUUGUUUUUUUGUGAUGGCUAAUAAACUUACAAGACAAACAUAACUUCUAAAAUUGUUUCACAUUGAAAUUUUAUUUUAGUCCUUGUAUUUUGUGACCUGUGACUUUCAAAAUGGGCUGAAAUCCUAUACAUAUUAUGUAGUCUAUAAAUCAAGACACAAAAAUAAAUUUAUUUGGAAUUUCUUUUCCUAAGCUGGACAUAUUAUGCACACACUAUUAUUGCCAAAACUGUAAAAUGUUUUUUUUUGUUCUUGUUUCCCCCCACUCCCAAUUUUUGGGCUUUUAUUUAUUUUUUUUAUAAUAAAUGAGAAUUUAUACAUGUUAAUGUGACCUCAAAUAAAUUAAAGCCCUUUUUGUCCUCUAAAAAAACGAUAUAUAAUAUGUGUUGGUGCAAUAAAUGAGAGAGAUGCAAAUUGCGGUUGAACACAAAUUGCUUGUGUCCUUAUGGGUAAGACAAGCUUCUGAAGCUGUGUCCUUAAGGGGGUUAAUGAAUUAUCCUUCCAGUGUAGAAAUGGAAAAUUGCUAACUAAUUACUAAAUGAGCAAGUUACGCUUUCCAUUGUAUUCAAAGUAGCUCCUUUGUGUGCAGAAUGUCAUUAUUCAGGUCAAUGCUUCCUCCUAUUAGAAGAACACUUGCGUUCAUUACCCUUCAGAACAUACACAAUUUCACUGCAGCAGGUCUUUUAUUUAUUUUUUUACAACAAUAUUUAUAAAUAAACGGGUCCAACCAGCCUACUGACACAAGGUUGAUUUGAAGUCAUGUGCUCUUUAAUGCACAAAGAAACACUGAAAAGUAAACGAUUUUAGAUAAACCAGAAAUGUUAUCCUUUAUGAAUUUAAGUUUUUAUCAGUUGUUGGAAAUGACUGAGCAAGAAGCAAACCUGAGGGGAAAAGAAACUUGUACAGGAGCUUAUAAAUAGUAUAUAUUAAAGGGACACUAUAGCCACCAAAACAACUUUAGUUUAUUGAAGCAGUUUUGGUGUAUAGAUCAUGCCUCUGCAGUCUCACUGCUCAAUUAACCCCUUAAGGACAGAGGACGGUUCAGGACAGUCAUCGGCAUUUUUGCCUUGAGGACCGAUGACGGUCCUGAACCGUCCUAACGGUCAGAGCUACUUACCUGAUCGCCGGCGUUCCCCCGGCGGCGAUCAGCGUGGCUCCGGUUGUGGGGAGACUGCCUGCAGCCCAGACAGUCUCCCCACGGCAGAUUAGGACCCCUGUGGCCAUGUGAUCGCUUAACACAGCGAUCACAUGGUCACAAUAGGUGUCCAUGUGUCUGCCUGCAGGGGGACUGUCUGUGCUGACAGGCAGUCUCCCUGCUAGUGUAAAAUCAGGGGGAAAAAAUAAAGUUAGUGUUAAUUAAAAAAAAAUUAAAAAAUUAUAUAUGUGUAUAUAUGAUAUAUAGACAUAUAUUAUAUUUAUAUAAUAUAUGUCUAUAUAUCAUAUAUAUAAUGUCAUACUAAGUGUAUUUUUAUAUUAAUAUGUACUUAUAUUAAUAUAAAAAUACACUUAUAAUUAAAUUACACACGUGUGUAUAUAUAUAUAUAUAUACUAUAUAUAUAUAUAUAUAUAUAUAAAAUAUAAAUAAGUAAUUUAAAUUAAAUAAUUUUUUUAAAAAUAAUAAAAAUUAAAAAAAAUUAUAUAUCUAUAUGAAAUUUUAUUCUAACUGUAUUUUAAAAUUAAUAUAUAUAUAUUUAUAUCAAAAUACACUUAGAAUGAAUUUGUAUAUAUAUCUAUGUAUAUAAAAAUAAAUAAAAAUAAUAAGAAAUAUACAUAUGUCCAUAUACAAAAUUACAUAAAUAAUUAUAUAAAUAUACACGUAGACUUCAAAUAUAUAAAUAUGCAUAUAUAUUUAAAUUCUACGUGCGUAUUUAUGUAAUAUUUUUACAUAAUUCAGUAAUUUUAUUGAUUGCAAUUUGAGGGACCUGCCUGCCAACCCAGGCCGAAAUUCCAGAGAAUUUAAUUUGCUAGCACUGUAUUUUACCCUGUAACGUUCUACGACACCCUAAAACCUGUACAUGGGGGGUACUGUUUUACUCGGGAGACUUCGCUGAACACAAAUAUUAGUGAUUCAAAACAGUAAAACAUAUCACAGCGAUGAUAUUGUCAGUGAAAGUUACUUUUUUUGCAUUUUUCACACACAAACAGCACUUUUACUGAUGAUAUAAUUGUUGUGAUACGUUUUCCAGUUUUUAAACACUAAUAUUUGUGUUCAGCGAUGUCUCCCGAGUAAAACAGUACCCCCCAUGUACAGGUUUUAUAGCAUUUUUGAAAGUUACAAGGUCAAAUAUAUGGGUCAAAUAUUUUUACAUUGAAAAUGGCCAGGUUGGUUACGUUGCCUUUGAGAGCGUAUGGUAGCCCAGGAAUGAGAAUUACCCCCAUGAUGGCAUACCAUUUGCAAAAGAAGACAACCCAAGGUAUUGCAAAUGGGGUAUGUCCAGUCUUUUUUAGUAACCACUUAGUCACAAACACUGGCCAAAAUUAGCGUUCAAUUUAGUUUUUUUACUUUUUCACACACAAACAAAUAUGAAUGCUUACUUUGGCCAGUGUUUUCGACUAAGUGGCUACUAAAAAAGACUGGACAUACCCCAUAUUGAAUACCUGGGUUGUCUACUUUAAAAAAAAUAUGUACAUGUGGGGUGUUAUUCAGAGAUUUAUGACAGAUAAUAGUGUUACAAUGUCACUAUUGAUAAAUUUUUAAAAUGUAUGUUUUGAAACCGCAAUAUCCUACUUGUACCUAUAGCCCUAUAACAUGCAAAAAAAAGCAAAAAGGCACGUAAACACUAGGUAUUUUUAAACUCAGGACAAAAUUUUGAAUCUAUUUAGCAGUUUUUUUCAUUCGCUUUUGUAGAUGAGUAAUUUUUCAUCAGAUUUUUGUAUUUUUUUUUUUUAAUUAAAAUACAUGAGAUUAUAUAAAUAAUGGUAUGUAAAGAAAGCCCCUUUUGUCCUGAAAAAAAUAAUAUAUCAUUUGUAUGGGAACAGUAAAUGAGAAAGCGGAAAAUUACAGCCAAACACAAACACCACAAAAGUGUAAAAAUAUGCCUGGUCGCAAAUGUACAACAUCGCAAAAACAGUCCAGUCCUUAAGGGGUUAAUUCACUUUGUUUAUAAAGCCCUAGUCACACCUCCCCGCAUGUGACUUACACAGCUUUCCAAAACUCUUCUCCUGAAGUGAGCUCUAAUAUUUACACUUCAUUUAUUGCACAGUCUGUUUAAUCUUUCUCGCUCUGUUAAUAGCUUGCUUGAACUUCCAGUAUGUGAUUAAAGUUAAAUUUGCUGAGCAUGAGGUUAAAAACUCCUGAAGUAAACAUCUCAUUGAAAAUGAAACCAUUUUUAUGCAGGCUGUGUCACAGCCAGGGGAGGUGUGACUAAGCCUGCAUAAACUGAAACAAAAGUGAUUUAACUCCUAAAUGGCAAAUGUAGCAGUGAGACAGCAGGGGUGUGAUCUAUACACAAACAAUUGAUUAAUUAACGUAAAGUUGUUUUGGCGACUAUAGUGUCCCUUUAAGUAGAUGUAAUAUUUGAAUAACCAGUAUCUCUUGGUCUGUGUAACCAGCAACAUUGUUUGUGGCACAGUGAACAAAAAGUGACUUAGGCUUCAGUAUUUGAGGGAAUACAUCUAUAUUUGCGGAUUUUUUUUAAAAAACAUUUUUAUAAAAAUGUUUCUUGCACAAAAAAUAGUUAAUAUAAUUGCAUGGGAUUAUUAAGCUUAACCAGGUAUUGUGCAGAGAUUACACAAAGAUUAACAUUUUAGGUCAAGAUAGCUGGAGUUGGAGCAUAUUUCCCCAUGUAAGUUAUCCACAUUUUCUGGUUUAUUGUAAAAAUUCCCAGACUCAAGGAUUUUGGCUCAGAUCUAAUUGCACAGCUAUUAUCAGAUUUCUAAAAACAAAUGUGCACUACUACGAUCCUUAAGCAAAAUAAGGACCCAGAAGGCCACAACUUUUGUAGCAGAGAGGUAAGACGUCUGGAUAAGCAUUUACAAAAAUAGUCACUAAACUGAACUAUUGCGAAACGAAAUCCGAAUGUGAAAAUUUAGGCAAAAGUAGCUGAUUUGGAAAAAUUCUCCAAGUGCAGAACAGGGACAUUCUUUGCAAUUUGGAUUCCAGUUCACUACAAUCUUGAAUUAAAUGAAUAUGCCCCAUAUCGUACAAUGAAAAGUAUCAGUCAGAAAUUGCUUUGAUAAGACACUAUAGGUAUCAAAACAACUUUAGCUUAAUGAAGCAGUUUUGGUGUAUUAAUAAUGCCCCUGCAGUCUCACUGUUGAAUUCUCUGCCUUUUAGGAGUUAAAUCGCGUUGUUUAUGCAGUCCUAGACACACUUCCCUGCAUGUGACUUACUCAGCUUUCCUAAACAGUUCAUAUAAAAAAAACAAUAAACACUAUAGGGAUGUAUCUUUGAUCCUAGAGUGUUCCUUUAACGUAUAAAUGGCAGAGAAUUGAGCAGUGAUACUUCAGAUGCAAGUUGUUUUGGUGACUAUGGGGUCCAUUUAACUCACUCACCUUUUCCCUUACUGCGCAAGUAGAGAUUGUUUGAAUUUCCCUAGCUCCUCUUUCUUUUUUGGCUGAUCAGGAAAUUUGAUAUCCCAGAUGGUUUUGUACUGUUUUUGCAUAAUGUAUUUUAUUUCUAUGGGUUAUUGUUGGAUUAUUUUCUUUAUUGUGUGAAGGAUAUUUUAUAUAACGCAAUUUUUAAAAUGUAAUAGUUAUUGCAUUUAUAAUGCUUCAGCCAUAAUUUGACAAGUUUGAGUUUUUUUUCUUUCUUUAGUAGCAAAACAGGUUGCUUACUAUUGUUUAUGUUGUCACCCAAUGUCUGUAGGUUUCUAGAUACAUCCAAACAAGCUAUCGGGAUGCUCUUCAUUCACUUUGCAAAUGUUUACCUGUCGGAUCUCACGGGAGAGGACCCAUGCUCAUUGUAAGCCUCAUACAAAAUAGCUGCUGCCACCCCCUGCCUAUUUUCUGCUUCAUUGCUUCCUUUUUGCAAACACAAAUUGUUGACAUUGCUGUCUAACGGGAACUGUAUGUGUAACUGUAUUUUAGUCGUUCAACUGUAGUGAGCCAUUGUUGUCAUUUAGUCUAAGGUGAUGUAUUCUAUAAAGAGGAACUGUCACUGUCACGGCAAGGGUGUAUAAUUCAUUAUUGCACUAUGGAAUUUAGUCCUUUAAUGUAAUUUGUGUAGAUCAUAGAUGACCUGCCUGCAUGGUAGAGGUGGUAUUGUCAAUGCCAAAAGGGGUUAAUUUUAUUGUAUGGAAGGUAAGAAGGUUUAUAGCCUUAAUUCCUCUUUGAAGCUGGAAUCCUCCACAGAAGGGGUAAUGUAAAUUGCAUAGGAAUGUGAAAAAGGUCAGAUGGGUUAUCAUAUGGAUGGUCCUGUGAUUAAUCAAAGGCUCUGCAAGGUGCAAGAUUCUACACUUGAAAAACCUGAAUGUCUGGCUUCAGCCAUAUGGGCCUGUACCUCUUAAUUAAUGAGUCAAUCUCUUUUGACAUGUUAAUAGCCAUUAGCCUUGUUCCAGUAUCAUAUCCAUAAGAAAAAAACAUUAAUAUUUACCCACAGAAUAAUCAUUUUUGCUAUAUGUGGAAUGUGAAAAGCGCCAUCUUCUAAACAAGUCCAAAUAUGAUUGGCACAAUUUAACCAUAGGGGAAGAGAUUGUGAUGUCCCCUAUAUUGGAUCGCAAGUAAGGUGUGUGACGUAUCUAUGGAAUGGAAAAAUAAUACCAAAUUCGUAGAUGCAAUUAUUUCUUCUGUGGCAGUUACAUAAGAGAAGAUAGAACCAAAUGUUUCCAUUUGGAUUGAUGUUGGUCUGGGGCAAAAGGGGGUGGUCACUUAUUGUCUCUAUAGAUACGCCUUAACUCCACAUGGCAUGGUAAUCCACAGGGUAUAUCUCUAAUGAUACUGCAGUGUGCAUUGUACUUGCUUGAGUGGCCAGAAAAUAAUUCUAAGUGAGUCACCAUCUUUCUCAGACCCCCUGGGGCAUAAGUUUUACUUUGAAAUGCUGAGUAAGUGAUUAGGACUUCUGUUAUUUUAUCCCUUUUGUUUUUAUCUGUUGAUGGUGUAAAUAAUUUGUCAUCUAUAUUUGUGUGUGCACUGUUACUAUUUUUUGCUCACAAUAAAUAUUCCUUUAUUAAUUUCUGCCUUUGACUGGUAAAGAAUCAUGUUACCUGAAGAGACUAAUUGAUAUUUUUCAAUUACAUAGAUAUUGUGCUAAGUUACAUUUGGUGGGUUUUUCAUAUUUUAAUUACCUGGGGGACCAAGGCACCGCAUUUAUAAAUUGUCUUGGUGGUGGCAGCGUUAAAAUAGUAAUAGUUAUAUCAUUAUGCUUAAGUGUGGUUGGUGUUAAGGGGGAUUUUAUCAUUAUUUCCGGUCUAGUGCAGACAAAUAGUGAACUCUAACCCUUUCACCACUACAACUACAUCAUGCACACUCUUAAAGUAGGGUGCAUUCGUGACAGUCACCUCCCAGGAUUUAUAAGCAAACAGUGCUUUCUUAUGCUUUAUUUAGACAAUAUGUAUGUUAUUCUGCUACUGGAUGCCUCCCUCUUAGCUCCCUGCAAGUCAUUGUUAUAAGCUCUGUCCUUUGUAUCUAGCAGUCAGCACUGAUAAAGCCUACAGAGAAGAGGACAAAUUAAGCAAUUUUAUUUUUUCUCUUCAUUUGCAAUCCUUACUAAAUAUCCAUUGUCUUUGUAUGGUUCCUUUAACUUUCCAUACAUAAAUGAAAAUUUAUUUUUGUAAAAAUUAUAGAGAAAAAAUAAAUAUCCCAAUUAAAAUGUAUUUGCCUAGAUAUUUUUUCCCCCAAUUUUAUUUGUCAUUUAUCUCUUCUCUCUAAUUGUCCUUUUUUUCCUCCAUGUUCUUCAGCCUUGUUUUCAUUCAAUUCCAAGCAGUCCAUUAAAAAAAAAAAAACAACAACAAAAAAACAGGAACAGCAUGAGUUUGGACCUCGUUUUUCCUUCUUUGCCUCUGUGCUAUAUGUUUGUAUGAACCUCAAGACCCUUCACUAUUAAAGGAACACUGUAGUGUCAGGAAAACAAACGUGUAAAUAACUAUUUAGUUGUGUGUGUGUGUGUGUGUCUCCCCAUGCAGAAAUAUGUCCUCUAUCGCCGAGAUCAUCAAACAUGAUGAUCUCAGCCAAUUUCAAUGCUUUCCCAUAGGAAAGCUUUAGGAGGCUAUUGCUCAUGCACGGUAAAACACCGCGGUGGGAGGCUAUUGCUCAUGCAUGGUAAAACACCACACUGCGCUAAUAAGCAUCUCCUUAUAGAGAGGCAUUGAAUCAAUGCAUCUCUAUGGGGAACAUGCAGAGCUGGGAAGCACCUCUAGUAGCCGUCUGAGUGACUGACACUAGUGGUGUUCCUAGGCAGCAAUGUAAACACAGCCUUUUCUUUAAAAAAAACCUUAAGCAUUAGUGGUUUUUGGCGACUAUAGUGCCCUUUAAAAUUUUCUGGGUGCAGAGACUCCCUAGUGGACAUAUAUUUCUCACAUGCUUUGCUAUUUCAAUGGUACAACCAUUUGUGAUGUUACAGGGAUGGAAUAUUGACUAUUCACAGGUGUUACAGGAAGGGAACUGUUCGUUAUUAUACCAUUAUUGAUAAGAGACAAGGAAGAAAAUAGGAGCGCAAUGUAUAAUGAAGGGACUACGCAGUUAAAGGGUGUUACCCUAGGUGAGUUUAGAAAUAAAAAAGCAGACAAAACUGAAUGCAAUAGGCCACUAUUGACUAAAAAGUGGUUUAUAGUGUUCAAAUGUCAUGGGGAAAUAAAGUAUAUCCUAUACCGAGCCCACAUGAGUGACUGAACUAAAGAAAUUAUGCUGUCUAGCUAUCUAAAUAGAACACGUAUCUAAGGUGUGCCUUCGAGGACACCUAAACGAAGGUAAGGAAACUGUCACAUUAUCAGUUAAAAUUUCCUAAAGGUAAUAAAUGCUACAGAUCUGUCCCGUAGUCAGUGCAGGUAGAAAGAGAGACAAUCAAAUAAGGGCACCAAUAAUCAAUUAAAAAUACACAGAUGAAAUGUCCCCUAUUGACUAAUCAGGGGUGUUACAAAAAGAAAACUAUUAAAUAUUAAUCUUUUAUAUUAGUAUUCUUUUCAGUGAUCUUCAGAUCAAACUUACUCUAGAUCUAGUAACUAAUGUUGGGAGAUUUUUCAAAUGACUAUAAUUGAAUCUAUGGCUAUAUACCUUUUUUUAAAGGCUGUGUAUUAAAGGUUAUAUUUUCUGAAAUAGAUAUAUUUCCACAUGUAUGGUGAUUCUAAGGGGGUGAUUGUGAAGGACUGAACCCCCUUGGUUGUAUGGACAACCCUGAGAUACGCUAGGAACUCUCACUGUUUGUUUCUUUUUGAUCACAAUAUAUUCAUAUAUUAUGGUUUUCAUUGGGAUUGUACAUAUGUUGUUAUAGAUAAAAACCUCGGUUUGACUCUUUAUACAGUUUAUGCAUUUUACAUACGCCCAUAUGCCCAUUUAGUCUUAAUAAUGUUUUGGUCUUUUUUGUUUCCCCUUUCUUUCUGAAAUAGAUACUUAAUAAACUUUCUAUUGGAUGCAACACUGGGCAUGUUGCUUAUCUAUGCUGGAGUUCGAGUGGUAAGCUGCGUGGUGGAGUGGGGACAGUGGGACUCAUUGCGUUUUGGUGAAUAUGGUAUGUGGUUCAGUAAGCUGUAAAGAUUACAAACUAUAACCUACUGAUUCUAAAUCAUUACUUAAUUCUUAUUUUGUAGUUUCUGAUGGCAAAUUUAUUAAGGCAGUCAUGAUACUUCUGCUUCCAGUUUUAAAAACUCCUUGGGGGGGGAGGGAGGAGGGGGAGGGUGGAGUGUUGCAUUAAAUGAAUUCUGAAUGCAAAAGAAAUUUAAAAAUAUAUAAAAUUAUUAAUUUUUUAACAUUUUUUUUUUUUUGAAAGCUUCUGUUGUCCAAGUAGGAAGUUAUUUGUGGUAGACAAAGUUAGGAUUCAAUUUUGAUAUCAUUGUUCUAUAGACGAUAUGGAAAAGUUGCUUGUUUUUGCACUGAGAGCGCAAGGCUAACACAUAGAACUACAGCAGAGACACACCAAUGCAAUGUAACAAAAUGUAAGCUAGAACAUACAAGAAAAUGUACAGGGGAUCAAAGGACUUGUUAAGGUCGUUGGCACAGUCAUGAGUGGUAAUGGUGACUGUCUAAUUGCUUAAGUGAAACAUAGGGAACAUAUGUAAGUUGGUUGAGGUGUGCUAAAACGGACGUACCGGUAGGCCUGAAAGAAGAGGGCAAAAUUUUAUACAAAAUACGUACUUUAUUAAAUCCACAAGAAACAAUAAAGGACAUUUAUUCCAUUAAACCUUGUCUGAAUUCUAUUUUAGGAUUGGGAAUAUAUCGAUAGUAACCUGACUAUUUCCAGCGCCCCAAGUUCUUAACGAAUGAGUGUCCCGAAUAAAGUGAAGGAUUUAGGCCUAAUCUAAUCAGUAAAAUUUUUUGUCGUAGUUAGAAUAGAGCCGUGAAGUGAAAACAAUGGUUGGUUAGUGGAUGAGUGAAUUACAUACAAGUAAUAGUCUGAAAUAUUAACAGGCACCGCUUGUUAUGUGCAGGGUAAAUUGGCAAUUCAAUCAUUUGCCCCAUUUGGCUGGUUUUCAUAUGUGGCAGGCAAACUGUAUAAUGGUGUUUUAUUAAAUGGCCAACUUUGAAACAUUGCUCUAUUUUAGAAGAGCUUUCGCUAGUAUAUUCUCUUGGUCUAAGGAAUCCAUAGAAUGCCAACUAUAUUGCAGUCUUAAUUACUCGUUUAGUAUGAGACUCAAAAGUAAAUCAGAUAAUGAGCUAAAUAUAUAAUUGUUUAUAGGAAUUUGCUUGGUUGUUUGUGUUUGACAAGUUUUCUGAAUACUUUUUAGUAUGUUUUUAAUUUGAAAUGAUGACAUGUAAGCAUUUUAUUUGGGUAUAAGGUAUACCUCAAAAAGAGUUGGUUUGUCUUUUUAAAGGCAUCUAGAUCUUUAGCCUCUGCUACAAAGCCAGUUAAGAAUGUGGCAUCAGUCCAGAUUGUAGGUGAAUUAUCUGCUAGAGGUGGAAUAGACAUCUAUUUUCCCUUUCCACUCUCCUUGAAUCCACUGCCACAUAGUAAAGUCUGCCAUAGCUUGCUUAUCUAUGACGACUUGACUAUCCUAGUUGGGUAGCUCAGAUAAUAUACAGAGAAGCCUGGAAAUAAAUGGCCAGCCUUGGGGGAUUAUCCUCAUGGCAAAGUUAAGCAAGCCUAGCAGUGAUUGGAGUUACUUAUGAUUGCAGGAACCUUGUUCAAUAAUCAAGGAUCUCUAAUCCAGUCUCUCACAUCAUUGUGAAGGAAUUUUGGCCCAUGUUUCAUUACAACAUUAUUUAAUUUCAUUGAGUUUUGCUGGCAUUUGUUCAUUCGCACCUCUCUGUAGGUCCCACUACAGCAUUUAAAUCCGGUUGAGGUCUGGACUUUGACUGGGCCAUUGCAAAACCAUGAUUUUUAUUUUUUUUUCAGCUAUUCUGUUGUAGAUUUGCUGGUGUGCUUGGGAUCAUUUUCCUGUUGCUUGACCCAGUUUUGACCAAGCUUUAGCUGUCUGACAGCUCAUGUCUGACAGUGUAUGACCUCAGAUUUGACUGUAGGAUACUUUGUUAUAUAGAGAAGUUCAUGGUUGACUCAUUGACUCCAAGGUUCCCAGGUCCCAUAAAAAACAAUCUCAAGCUUGUUUUUUUUAAAAAAUGUUUUUGCUAUUUCUCUGAGCAUUGCACGGUCUGACCUUGGGAUGACGUCCACUCUUGGAAAGAUUGCUAACUGUCUUGAAUGUUUUUCACUUUUGAAUAAUCUUUCUCGCUGUAGAAUGAGGGACUAAAACCCUUUCCAGUUGGAUGGGUAGCUUCUCUAAGAUCAUUGAUGAUGUCUUUCCUCCUUGCAUUGUGUUAACACACACACCUGAAUGCUCCAGACCAGCAAACUGCUAAAACACUUUUAUUGCUGAUGAUCAUUUAAUCAAGGGCGUAUAAUUAGUAGCACCUGUCUGCUACUUAGCCUCCUAAUUCCUAUGGAAGCAGUAAGAGUUCACUUUGUUUUUCACACAAGGCUUCUCCAUGUAAUACUUUAUUUUUAUUAAAUAAUUCAUGAAACGGUAUAAUAUGUCAUGUUGUUUAUCUGAGGUUGUAUUUACCUUAUUUUAAGACCUUCUAAGGAACAGAUGUUUGAGAUAAGUAACGGUAGAAGUAACGGUUUUACUUUUGAUUUUUAUUUAAAUAAUAUAAGUAAAACUGUAACCUACACAUAACAUCAAACAUGGAUGCUUUCAUGUCCCUUUAUGGAGAGUAGUAAUGGCUAUUUACCCUCACAAUUUGGCCAUUCAUUCCUAGGUUCUGAGGUUUUAAAAAGCUGGGUGUCUGAGUUAAAUUAUUUAUUAAAAAUCCUAAUUAUAAAUUAUAACGCUAAUUAUUGCAUUGCUUUGUAUUGGAAUUUGAUGUAACUUGAGCCCGUGUUAACUGGUCUUUUUACAAGUGCUGACUGUGUUACUGGCAUUUGAUUUAAGGUUCUAUGAUAUAAUUUGGUAAUUUAAUAGCUCUCCUGUCAGCAUCUUUUUCUCACUUGUAAUGUUUGAAGUGUGCUUUAAAGAGUGUUUUUGAGCUGUCCGAGUCACAUUUUCCCAAGAUACAAUCAUUCUUCAUGAAGUCUGUAGAUAUGAGGUCAGCUGCUGUUGUAGUGAGUACAUAAUGUUCACGAGUAGCGGAAGGUAUGCUUAGGCAUUACAAGACACAAUCCUUUUGUGAAACCAAAUUAAGUGUGCGCAUGUGGAAAAUAUAUAGAGUACAUUCAGGACAAUAAAUGAAAGUAGAGCAUACAUAAGCUUUUUAUGUGAAAGUUCUCACAGAGGGUAUGUUUAUUAUAUGAAAUUUUCUAUGAUUGCGUCAAAAUUGCUGUAACAGUAAAUGUAUCUAUUAUUGACAAUGUGAAUAGCAAUACUGGAAGAAUUUGUCAUGGAGAGUGAACAAUCUAAACUGUGAAUGUAGUGAUGUAAACAGUGGACCCUGUGCUGCUUUUGAGAUGCCAGUCCCGCUAUAAAGCCAAAAUUAGCAAAUAAUAAAAUAGUUUUUAAUCAGAUAUAUGUAAAAGGGAAUAUACUAACAAAACUAGCUUGUGAUUGAACUCCUUUUACAACUUUUGGAUGAUUCUGAACUUUUUGUUGAGUUGUUCAGCCCUGUUAAAACUUAUAGUAUCAUGACUUAUACCCAUUGCCCUUUUUCUACAUCACCAGGGGUUUAAUUGUAUAUCCUAUAGUAAUUUUAGUGUUCUAUGGUUUCUCGGUAGAACACAAUCUAUCAGUUGAAGUGUAUUGUGUUUAGGUUCAUGCUUAAACUCACCAGUCAACGUCUGUGCAAUUUAGCUUUCAUUGCCGUCCCUCUGUCGUAGGCACUCCGCACUCUGGUGUAGUAGAUAGUGCCCACAAUCCUCCUGUGGCAACUGUGCCGCAUCAUAAUGGUCAAUAAUUCAUUUUAACAUAUUGAUGUAAGUUUUAGUGCCUAUUAUGUCAAUCUUUUUUUUUUUUUUUUUCUAAAGAGCUAGAAGAACCCUCCCUUUCAGUGUGAUCACGAUUUAAUGUUCUUUGUUCUGGACACUGGCACAGACAACACAAAGAUUUAUUUUCUCCUGAAACACAUACUGUGGCUCUCAUAGGCACUUUGAAUAUCUGAUGCCAACAUGCAGUAGUUCAUUAGAGAUCCACUUCUGGUUAGUGCAGUGGAAAGACAGAGCCAAUCUUUCUAUUAGUGAUACUCAAUCUUCUCUGUUUACUCUUACAUGCCUAAGCUCUUGGCACAUUUAUGCAUUCUUGUUGAAUGUUAACCCCUCCGUGUUUCUGUAAAAAGAUGAACACAUGCUUUACAAAGAAUCCAUGACUAUUUCCCUGUACAUGAUGCACAUCUUGAUCUCUUAAUACUAUUUUAGUCUAUAUGUUUAAAUGUCUACUACCUUUGUUUAUUUUGUUCAGUCAUGCAGACUGUAUAAUGAACUGUUCUUCUCUUAUUACAUAUGACGAAAGUUAGAAAUAUUUGUGUGAAGAUCUGAAAUGUGUAACACCUAGACUUGUUUAUUCCUGUCUAAAUUUCCAAUUAAAAAAGACCACAAAAAUCGACUGUAUCUGUAAAACUUUAAAAAUGAUCAUGGAAUAUUUUGCUUAAAUAUGUAGAUAACAACCAUGUGUGUAUAACUUACUAAAAUGUUAUCCCUGUUUCAUGACUUGAGUAUUUUAUUUACAUUAGAAUAUUAAUUUAUGGGGGCGGGGCCUGACCGCUGAGCAGAGAGGAAGCAUGCCUCACCAGCUCCCACUGCUUGGGGCUAAAACAACGUAUUCUAGACGUUCGAAAGGCACUAAAAUGACGGGUGAUACCGGGGCGCACACACAGACACCACCCAAGCGACGAUGUCACACAGGCAUACCCGAACUCACAGCGAGGCCUACCAGCAUGGCGGGCGCAGGGAGGACGGCCGCUUCCCUGCUGCCCGAACCAGCCAGAUGUAGGACUCCGGACCCUUGUUCUCCCCCCCCCUGGACCGGCGGGGGUUAUCCCGGUCCACCCCCUCACGGUCCCCUCAGCAGGUGAUAAGCAGUUGAACAGAUCGGGCGGACUGGAGGUCGCUGGUGUGGCCGACAAAAUGGUGGACGACACACACGCCUCAACCCUCUGCAAAGCAGAGAGAGAAACGGAGCUCAGACUCGCCUGCAUUUUUGACACUUUCUGGGAGAGGCUGGAACAGCUUGCGUGGCCCCCAGAACCAGGGACCCAGCCUGAAGCUAUGCCACACGACCCGCUACGAGAGGCUCAAGCGAAUGUCCUGGCACACGCCGUAAGUUCCCUUCCUGGGCUCCACAGGCGCCUGGAAAAAAACAACCCGAUAACUGGUGGACGGAGCCACACCAAGGGUGAACACGACCAGGCACAGACAAAGCAUCUUAAGGGGACCCCCACAGCACAGCGCAGAACGCCGCCUCGCUCCCCGACAAUGACCCAGCCUAAGAGGGGCAAUGACCAACUCAUCCACACACGCAAGUGGCAGACCAAGAGGCCUAAAACGGCGGCAGCAGCAGCACAAAUCCACAGCCACAGCUACAGCCAACGAAUACACCGAUAGAUGGGAACCACAACUGGAGCCACAUUAUACACACCGAAUAGGUCCUCCGCCCACACUGAGACACUCUUCUCCCACACUGCUGGACCAAGGGGAAUGCGGCACGCACCUUCACUGCAACUAACGGCGCAGUGGGAGCACACCCAGCCCCAACAAGGCAUCGGCUGACCCAUACAAGACUGGGACUCAAUGUCAGGCACAGUGCCCAAUAUUCAUUACCUCUUAAUACCCGAGAUGAACUCUCACACCAGUAUGCAUGCAAUUCAAUAGCCCUUUUGUUUAUGCCGGGGACCGCAGGGGGGGUAUCGCUAGGGACCAUGCGAUUAUAAGCUAAGCAUUUCUAUGUAUAGCCUCACUAUUCUGAUACAUAAGUCAGAUAAGCAUACGUACCUUUCUAACCUACAACUCUACUCAUGUCUUUUGACAGUUUGUCCAUUUUGCUUAUUAUAAUGUUUAGCAAUUCAGCAGGCUACUAAUCUACGUCAGUCAUGUCAAUCUAUUUCUCGUAAACACAUCUCUUGCUAUUGUUACUCGCAUUUACUAACCUGACUUACUCAGCAUUACUCUAACAAUUUAAAAAUGUGUGCAGUUUAAUCCCAUGUCACAGUAUUGUCAGCUUUGCGAAGGCAUGUAAUCGCUAUUGUGGCAUUGCAGCCAUGUUUGUACCUCCCUUUGCACAAUAAAAAUAAAGAAUAAAAAAAAAAAAAAGAAUAUUAAUUUAUACUUUGUGUCUGGAUCCUAGCAUGAAUAUUGUCUUGGCUAAAAGUAAGAUUCUUAUAUUUACAUAAAAAGUAAUAAUACACAUAUGUGUACAUAUGCAUUAGCUAGAACUCCAGGACUGAAUGUGAAUAAACCCUUUCUCUUUCAGGAGAUCCUGUGCAAUACAAAGCUUGGGUUGGGCAAUGUGCCCUCUACAUCGUCAUCAUGGCCUUUGAGAAAACAGCCAUUGUCCUGGUCCUGCUCAUACCAAAUCUGAAAGAGGUUCUGUCAUUUUACUGUUUGUGACUCCUACAUGGGAGGGGAUGGUUAAAUGGAGUGUGGUGGGGGGAGUGUGUGUGUGUGUAAGUGAUAUAGCAAGCUACAGCUAAGACUAAAGAGAAGUACACAAAGCUAUUAAUAUGUUUGACACUGUCUACCCUUUAUUAUUUGUAAAUUCUUUUUCAGAUUGCCAUGCUUAAUCCUAUAGAAAACCCAGAACUUGAACUGGCCAUUGUGAUGCUUAUUGUGCCCUUCUUUGUUAAUGUGAGUUUCAUCAUUCUUGCUUUUUAAACCAAAUUAAAAACCACAAAAGGGAAAAGGAAAAAAAGUAGGCAAAAAUCGUAAUAUACAAAUUAACUUUAAUAUGCUUACAUAUUUUUUGGACAAUUUGUCCAUAUGUUGACAUCAAGAUUGUCCACGUAUUGGUUAUAUCAAUGAAAAAUCCUGUAGUAGGAUUGUGUAAUACUUGCCUCCUAACAUCAAAUGUGCCUUUUUGUAAUCUGUGAAAGAUAAAUAUUUCUUGUCUGUUUUUCCUGUGACAGGCAUUAAUGUUCUGGGUGGUGGACAACUUUCUGAUGAAGAAAGGCAAGACAAAAGCCAAAACAGAGGAGAAAAAUGGAAGCCCAGAGUCCCGAAAUGGGAACAAAAUCAGAUACCGGCGGGCAGCAUCUUAUGAUGAAUCGGAAUCAGAAGUGAGAACAUGGCAGUAGAUAAUUUCAUGUUAUAUGAUCUCCUUAUUUCAGCCUGCUAUCUCUUGCUGAGAAACCUAAGUCAAAAUUUUAUUCACAGAAAUCUGUUCACUGAACUAUGUUCAGCCAUCCAAAAUAAUCUGUUUUAACUAAAAGUUUAGUAAGUGAAACACAUUCAGUUGCGUGCAACAUGAAAUUUCAGUUAUAUCAGCCUCUUACAGUGCUAUUUGCCAAUGUAAGACUUCCAUGUAAAUUUUAAAAAUUUAGGCAAGAGUAGCUUAAAUGGAUACUAUAGUGCCAGGAAUACAAAACUGUAUUAUUGCUCCUUCUGCCUCCCCCAUCCUUUAUUUACUUACAUGAUCUCUGCACCGAUGUCCCUCCUAUUUCCUAUGGAGAAAUGACUGAUGCUGAAUGUUCUCAUGCAGAGCAUGAGGAUGUCUAGCGCCAGUUACCGGAUAAAACGUCCGUUAACAUCCAGGAAGCACCUCCAGCGGCUGUCUAGUAGACAGCAACUGGAGGCUUGCUUAGUGCUGCAAUGUAAGCGUUGCAGUUUCUCUAAAACUGCAAUGUUUUACAUUGCAGCACUAAGUGCAGUAGGAACACUGCACCCAGAUCACUUCAAUGAGCUGAAGUGGUCUGGGUGCCUAUAGUGUCCAUUUAACGGAAAGCAUAAUGGACUUUUCCAUUUUGGGCUAUUUAGACCUUAAAUUUGAAAUUCAUCAUUAAUUUACUUAGAAUUCUUACUUUGGUAAAUAACCCUGUCUGUCUAAGUUUCCUUUUUCAAAAGAACCCUUCAAACCUCCAAAGUACUUCAAAAGUUUAAUUUUCAAGAGAGGUUGGCACUUUUAUAAAGCUCUUUUAUGCUACCGCCUCAGUUAUCGGUCAUAUAGCUGUUGGGGUGCUCUUCAUCACACACUUUGAGUACUUGCGUCAAGUGGAUGUGAUGAUUGUCCUUCUCUCCCCCAUCCCCCUCCCCGACCCCCACCCCCUUCCUUUCUUUUUUGCUUUUUGGUUCAUGUGGAAUAUAGUAAGGAUCAAAAUAAUUGUAAUCUCUAAAAUCAAUUAUUAAGCCAUCUCAGCAUUUAAUGAAUAGAAUCCAUGGUCUUUUAUAUGCUUUUAUAUGUUUUUUUGGUUUAGUUUUUUCUUCAUCCCUCUGCUGGCUCCAAAGUUAAAUGAAUAAAAAUUGCUUUCCCUGGCAAAAAUCCAAGUGGUAAUACUGAUAGAGACCAGAGAUAAAUAUAUUUUUUUUAAAGGUCCUUAUACAUUUGGUCCAGCUUUACAGAAUUUGACAAAAGGUAAAGCGAUAGUGUAAUUUAAUUCGUGCAUAGCAAGAUUUUGUCUAUGUAGAGUCUACUGCAUCGACCUUGUGCGUUACUCUCACGCAUGUUCAAGAGAACAGUAUUUAUGUAGGUGCUGGCAGAUGAAGCACCAAGAACUGAAGAAGUAAGGUGUCUGCAUGGCUCGGAGAGGUUAGCUUCUGGUAAAUAUUAAUUACUGUCAGCUGCACAGUGAGCUUGAUCACACUUUUAGGGGUCUUUGCAAAAUAUGCAAAGAUACACGAAAGUAGCAGAACCACUAUAAACUCUAUUUUGGGUUUUAAUUUCUGAUAAUCUUGGCAGGAGAUAGUAUAGGUUCAUAUUUUCCUUUUUUUUUUUAUGUUUAGGAUGUGCAGAAUGGAAUGACUGCCACCAGUGUUGUACUAACAUCAAGCAAAGAUGCUCUUGGCUUGCAUGCCGCCCCGACUUUCCUGGUCUCUUUAAAACUCUGCACAAAAUCAAAGUCUAAAAAAGGAAAAAUUUUUGUGUGUGUGUGUACCAAGCGUUCUAGAAUGGUGCUUGUCCUAUUUUUCAUCUUUUCUAUAAUACAGAAUGCUUUUCAUAGACCGAAUAUUAGUGGGCUUUCUUGGCAGCUUUGAUGGAAACAGCAGUAUUUGUUUUCUGUGUCGCUCAUGGAAUUGGGUGCCUACAGGGCAGCAUAUUACAGGUUCGACUGGAACUUAUGAUGAAAUUGUAAUAAUAAUGUUCAUUGUCUUAAACACAGAUGUGUUUGUUGUUCUCAGCCUAAACUGUUAACUCAUUCUUCUAUCUUAUACGAGUUCAUUUUAUUUAUUUUUUUGGUGGCACUUUUUAUGUAGCCAUCUGUUUGUUUUUUUUGUUUUCACUCUUUCAUUACAUCGUUACUAUUACUCUCAUGUUAAUCUCAUGUUUGGGUUUUCUCUCCAUUUUAUAUGUACAUGCUGUGUCUCCGUUUUACAGACAGUCCUGUAUUUUUAGAUAGUCUUAAAUGCAUAUGGAGUCUUUUAGUUUUAACCAUGCUAUAGAAACGAUUACUGUUUAGUAGAUAUGGCAAUAGGUUAAUACACCCCUAGUGUCUGUCUACUUGACAGCCACUAGAGGCGCUUCAGCUGUGAGAACAAAGUCAAACUUGGUUCUUACAGCUAACCUAUGAGGAGCACUGGACUGGAAGAAAAAGCGGCAUAGGCAUGACUUUGCUGGAGGCAGAUAGAGAGGCUGCAGGGAUUCGAUCUUGGUGCUGGGAAAAAGAUAAGCAAUACCCUUUAUUCCAGUUUUUAUUUAUAUUUAUUGGAGCCCUGUAUUUUGAAUGCUCUAGUGUUCCUUUUAUAAUGUUUGACGGUGAGCUAACACCAUUAAUGUAAAUGAAAUUACAGGAACCAUUCACCACAUACCCCUACCCACUACGUCUCUACCCAUAUUAGGGCAUAAACAAAAGGCAAAAUAAAGCCAUCUUUCUUUUUAAAAGGAAGUGAAGGGGUGAUGAAUUAGAUGGCUUUGGGGGGGGGGAGGGGGGAGGGUUGUGAUUCCUAAAACCCUAACUUCCUCAUUUAUAAGCUGAGGCUGGAGAAAGAAAAGGUCACUUCGUUCCUCUUGGCUUCGUAGUGUUUUUACUGAUGUAAUAAUUUAAUCUGAGACAUGUAGUUCCUAAGAAUGUUUCAGAUAUUAUUUUCAUAACAUUUGGGUUUUGUGAGGUAUUUUUUCCCUGUUAAUUUAAAAAUAAAGUGCAUGUGUGGCGAGCGCCUAGGGCCCUGCCCAUAGGAAAGCACUGUUUCGAUGCUUUUCUUAUUGGGGAUUCAUGAAUGCUGGAUGCCUUCAUAAAGGGAUUCAGAGUCCGGUAGAAUCCAGGAAGUGCCUUUAGUGGCUGUCUGACAGCCACUAGAGGCUUUCUUAGUCCUGCAAGUUGGUUAUUGCAUUUUCUCUAAAACUGCAGUGAUUUACAUUGCAGGACUAAGUGGGACAGGGACACGGCAUCCAGACUACUGCAGUGAAAUGAAGGGGUUUGGUGACGAUAGUGAUGGAGUGGAAAACUAGCUGAAUUUGUAGGUCAGAGUAAUCUGUGGAAUUGACCCACUGACAAGUUGUGACUUGAUGACAUUUACCCUCAGUCUAAAGGCUGUUCUGAAGAGGUGGGGUUUUUAGUGUCUUCUGAAAGGAUUGAAGAGUUGAGGGGAGUCUUAUUGUGUGGUGGGAGUGAGGGGAUGGGGCAGACUGUUCCAUAAGAACAUUAGAAGUCCAGUAAGUGAAAGUUAGCCGUACAAUUUCAAGCAGCAGACAGGAGAAGGUCAGCAGCGGAGAGGCUGUGAACUGAUUGAAUCUUACAGGGCACAGGGAGCCAAUGUAACGAUUGACAUAGGGGUGAUGUGUGAGAGGAGCACUGGUAGAGGAAUAAUAAGCCUGGCAGCAGCAUUCAUUAAGGACUUAAGAGAGGCUGUAAGGUUUCUGGAGAGUCCAGUUAGGAGAUAAUUACUGAAGUCAGUGUGAGGCAUUACAAGACCAUGAGCAAGCUACUUAGUAGCAUCUUGUGUAAGAAAGGGUCGACUAUAUGUGUUUUUAAGGUUAGGUUGACAUUAUUAGGCAAAAUACGUUCGCUUGUGAAGACUGGCAGAUGUCUGUGCAAUCAACUUGCAGGGAGAGUGACAGCGGGGGAUCAAAAUAAUAAGAAGGGAAAAUAAGCACUGUUUUAGGAAGCAGGAGGAUAUCUAAUUGGAGACAGAAGAGAAGCAACAGAUAACUUGUUCUAGGACAGCGACCGAGAGAUCAGGGAAAAAGUAGUAUAUCUGGGUGCCAUCGGCAAAAAUAAUCCAAAAUGUGUUUGCCAACAAAGUCAAUAUAAAGAGAAAAUUAAAAGGGGGGCCAAAGACAGAGCCUUGUGAAAUAACAGACAGGUUGCGGGAAAGGAGGUGUUACCAGAAAAGGAUACCCUAAAGGAUCAUUGGAAGACAUAGAAUGAGAAUCCUGAAAGAACAGUGUCACGAAGGCCAAGGUCGAGAAGAGUUUGGAGAAGGAGUGCUUGAUCAACAAAGGCAGCAGAGGGGUCUGAAAGAAUUAAUAUGGAGUAUAGUAGCUUUUGGAUUUAGCCACGAAUAGAUCAUUAGUUACUUUAGUCAGUGCAGUCUCAGAAUGCAAAAGGUGGAAUCCAGAUUGAAGAGGGUCCAGGAGGGAGUUUGAGUUGAAAAAGUGUGUGAUGGUUACAGACAAGUCGUUGUAGAAGCUUUGUGGAGAAAAGGAAUAAAGAUAUGGGCAGGUUGUUGAAUGGGAAAAACUGGUCAAUGAAUGUUGUGGUUUUUUUUUUUUAUCUGAUAAUGUAAGAGGGAAUGGGGACAAGUAGAGGAGUGAGAAGAAAGAAGAGGCAUAGAUACCUCCUGUUCAAUAACCGGGGAGAAUGCCUGAAGGGUAGAAGAGGCACAGUCCAAAUUAGGUUGAGAAAGAGAAGAGUGAAGUGGGAAUAAUUCUCUCCUUAAAUAAUACAUUUUGUCAACUAAAAUAACAUCCAAAGUUAUCAGCUAUAAGGUUAGUAUGUUGGAUGGCCACAAUGGGGCAAAGUUGAGAGUUGUAAGUAUCAAUAUUGUAAAGCGUUGCGAAAUAAGCUGGCACUGUAUAAAUGCUAAUAUUAAUGGUAAUCAUAUAUUGUGAGAGUAUGCACUAAUAUGAGAAGAAACAAAUAAGGCUGUGCUUUAUAAGUGUAGCAUGAAUUUCCUCCAGCAGCAUUCAGCUGAAUGGGAGCAUCUUUGUAGGUAGCAGGUAGCAAUGUGCCACUGUUGGAGACACGGCCACUUUGAGGUGUAUGUUUUGCGUUGGGCUUAUUUGUCCAGGGCAGAAGUAGGAGAAAGUAGAGAUUGAUGAGAGUUAAAAAUGCAGGUCAGCUGACGGUUGCUGAAGGUCUAGAGCAGGCUUCCCCAAACUCCGGCCCUCCACAUGUUGCUAAACUACAACUCCCAUGAUUCUAUGAAUGAAAUAUAGGCUGAGAAUCAUGGGCGUUGUAGUUCAGUAACAUCUGGAGGGCCAGAGUUUGGGGAAACCUGGUCUAGAGAAUUCUAGAGGUUUCUUCUGACAGGAGGAGGGUUAGGCUGAGUAUGAGGGUGGAGCCGACCGCCAAGAGGAGUAGUCACAUCCACCUAGAGCUCUGAGUAGACAACUGACUUUUAGCGAUUUACUCUGCCUUUCUGCUGGGCUCACCGAGUUUAUGCCCACCCUUCACCUCAGUACUCUUGUGGAACUGUCUUGGGGCAUCGUACACUAUCUUGACGCAAUUCUGACGGCUGGUCUAUUCUGCGGCCUGCUGGUCGAUGUGGGGCGGGUGACGUGGCUGAUCUCCUUACUGUCCGCCCCCCCAUCUCCCCCUUAGGACCAGCAGGGGUCAUCCCGGUCCACCAACACAGUGAUAUUUUUUACCUGGCUCCAGGCCCACAGGGGUACAAGCCAAUAUUGACACGCUACUCUGCUUACCUAAGAUAAUGGCUGCCUGCACGGAAACGGCUCCAGUGUGCCACACUGACCCACUACAGAUUUGUGACAGCCUGCUGGCCCAAUUUCAUCAGCUAUUUGCUGAAUUUUGAAGGAGAUGGCAGGAUAAGCUCAAGGCCAAAGUUAGAAUGAAGGCACCACCGCAGCUGUCUACCUCUCCCCAAUAUAGCAUCGACACGAAAGCUCUAACAUGAAGCCUGUUAGGGCCUGUCGGAAACAGAACAGAAGGGUAAGACUGAGGCGCCCUACACAUUUGAGUCGACGAUGUGGUGUAAAUCCAUCCACCCGACAGAGCUGUCGCAAUGGUGCAAUAGUACUGCAGCAACAUGUAGCUCUUGCUUCAGAUCUCGCAUCUUCACACAAGACCAGAUAAAAAGCGGAUAGAUAAUGGUGGCUGACCCACAGCUUGGUGGUAUCCAGUUGAGGCAUCUUCCAGGGCUAGCACAUCAGGCCUCUAGGGUUGACGGGGGUGACUGGCAUGGCCUGCUCCACGGACUAACCUUCCUUAACAGUGUAAUUUAUCAGGUUCGGUCCAAAUAGCUUGCAGUUAAAUAUGCCCUAUUUAGAUGCUGGGUGUCUAUGCCUUAUAAUUUCUUAUUGUGUUUUUUAUUCUCUUUCUGUUUUUGAGUACUUACAGUGGGCAUCUAGUCUUACUCUCCACCUCAAUGUAAUAUACUCUGUGUUUAGCAAGACUGUACAGAGGGUGUUAAUUUAAUCACUGUGAUUAAAUAUGAAGACACGUUUGAUGCUUGACUAUAUUAUCAUCAUACCUUGUGCUACUAUCUCACAUGCCAUGCUUAGGUCAUACUAUGUUCUAUCUGACUGCGCUUAUUUAUGCUGUUGUGGUUACGCAGGCAAUCUUGUACAUUUCUGGGCAAGAAAAAUAAAGAAUUUUAAAAAACUAAAAAAUGCUUGAUAGUAUUGCUGUUGAUCAUAUUUCUCACUGACUGUCUUUUGUUCAUCUAGAUCCUCAUAUCAGCAGACGAUGAAAUGGAAGAGUCUGAGGGUGAGGAAGAUCUACGCAGACUGACCAACUCCAAGACGGUCAAGAAAAAGAAGCAUCGAUUUGGCCUGCCUGUAUGAUACUCCUUUUAGUCCUAGCAUGACAUGGCCUGCAGGCAGAACGGAGUCCACCAUGUUGGCACAGGAACUCUUUCAGCCACUACCUCUACUGUCCAAAUGACUUAAAGAGGGUUGAUCGGAGGGGGCUUGCAGCAAUCUCACUAACCCCUUAUCACAAUUUCCUAGAGUGUUGGGAUGUUAUGGAAGGGGCACAAGAGACUUCAGUUGCACUACUGGCUGCUGCCCAUGCACAUUACCCAAUGCAGGCAUUAUAAGCAAUAAAAGCUGUUGUCUGCUGGUUUUUGGAUUGGGGAAAAGACAGACAAUACUAAAGGUUAACCCUGCACACACUGAUGAUUCAUUCCAAUGAUAUUUCCUCAAUAAUAGUACACAUGGAACUGGGUGACCGAUUCUGACUGUGCCUCCUUCUACUAAAGGUGUCUUCUAAAAUUUUUUUUUUUUUUUUUACUAAAUAAGGUUUUAUGUUACAAAUGGCCAAACUGCCAGAGUCUGCUGUAGUUGUCCACCCUGGAGGGCGCACUCACUGUUUCAGCAUUUGCCGAUAUUGGCUCUGAAAACACUGCUGCUGAUACCAUCAAACAUAUAUUUGCUCCCCCGUUUAAACCGUUCUAUCCAAUCUGUCUUCAGUUGCAUCAAAUAUAUCUUGGGAGACAUUGCAGGAAAACUGGACUUCCCUAUCUGAGUUCAUCAUAUCAUUAUUUUUCUAAGCAGUUUGUUUUCAGAUUACCUACAAUGUCAUCUUUGAACUAUACUUAGUUUUUUGGGUUUUUUCUGUGAGGUUGUUCCCAGGUGAUACCUUUAAAGCACCUACCUCACACCUUAUUCUGUUACAACAUAAAGGGAUAUUAUGUGGAGCUAAUUGGCAUUGUGUAGAUUGUAGUGUAUGUUGUCCUUUUUGGAGAGCAUGCAAUAUGAAACAUGACAACAAUCAUUGCCGUUUUCCAUUGAUUAGCAGAGUCUAAGUGUUUUGCAUCUUUCAUAAAUUUACUAGUGGUCUGUAGGACCGAAGACAUUUUUUUUCUGGCAAGGAAAAUAUCUUAUAGGCUGUAGCUCCAACACAGUGUUGGAACUAUUGUUUGUAUCAAAAACCCUUUGAGUACGUGGAGAAUAGUGGAUGUGGUAGACCCUCCCUGACACAUCUUUGGGGUCACAUUUGCAACAUUUAGAACAUGUUUUUCCAGUGUUUAGAAUUAAGAUUACUAACUUCUGUUCCUCUAGGGAUCACAAAUAUAUACUAUUGAUGGUUCUUGAUCUACCAUUUAAACAUCACCCAUUAUCCGACUCAUUCUAGAGCAGUGCUUCUUAACCUGAUUUGUCAAGGACCCAAAAUACAUUGCAUCUUAUUCUAGAACCAUUAUUUUAUUUAAAAAUAGUCUGGAAGGCAACACUGCUAUGAUAAACCAUUUAUUGUGAGCAGUGUCAGAUCUUUGCCUAAUAAAUUAGAUAAACCUGCCACUGGGGACAAUCUGAAAUAGCAUGGAGAUCCCCUUUGAGGUCCAGACACAAGGCUUAAGAAUCAGUGUUUUAAAGCAGUGUGAAAUGGAGGAGGGGGGGUGGGAGGGUAGGAGUGGGCUUCUUGUAGUUCAUUAUUUGCCAUUUGUUUUUAAGGAUAAAGUUGAAUAUGCUUGUAACCCUUCCACUACUAGCGUGGUCUGCAGUAUCUAUAUAUAACACUUUCCCCAGAUCAUGCUUUAGGGAAGACUCUGCCUUAACAUAUUAUUUUAUUGCUCAUUACAAUAGCUGUGAGGUUAAAUCAUUCCUUUGCACCUUUUGCUCCCAGAGGUACAUGUGACUUAUGGCUGUGCAGUUUAUUGCAAUUUCCACUGGUGACUGAGGUGUUAAAUAGUUUUUUUUUUUUUCCUUAGGUCUAUUUUUUUGUAAUUUAUAUUUUCUUAACAGUUUUAAAAAUGUCUGCUGCAAGGUUAAAGAAAUAUAUAAAAUGAAAAUGUGUUUUUUGUCUCUGUGUUAAAGGACAUAUUUUCCUAUUUUGGAGAUGCAAAACUGAUAUGUGUUUUAUUUUGUUUAUUUGGUAUUUAAUAUACCUUUUGUGACAAAGUUAAAGAGAUCAAAAUACACAUGGGGGAUAUUCUGUGCUAGACCCUAAUGUAGAAUGUCCGAUAUCUCAAUUUUUCAGGGACUUUUAAAUCCCACCUGACCUGCCAUAGUGGCUUACAGUUUAUAAUUAUAUGACAUUUUGUAGGUCACUUGGGGUGGGGGGAGGUCAAGUGGUUAGUGUUGAGUGGAAUGUGUUACAAUGUUAAGUGCUUUCCCCUUUAUACAGCAUUGGUGUAUGCCCAAUAUAUGCACUUUUUAAUGGUAAAUGAAUGGGAUCAGCAGCUGUUAACUGUUUUGGUCUCCUCCAUAAAUACAAUGUUUCAAAACUUGGUGGUUAUGUUUAGUCUGUGUAAUAACAUUUCCUUUUUUUGUGCAGUUACACCUGGUGUGGGAUACUACCUCAAACAUAUUGCAUUAACUUUUUUUAAAAAUAACAUCCCAUAAAGAAAUAAAUUGCUUUGCUGUUUUUACAAUACAGCUAGACUAGGAGAAAAAAAAUCCACAUCUUAAAUAAAUUGACUUCAUUAAAAUGCCAUAUUAAUUACUCAUCUCUCGCAAUUACCAGUAAUUGGGUUGAAAGCAGGAGCACAUACAUAUGCAUUCAGCAAUGACACUUCACGCACAGGCAGCCAAUGAGCUGCCUUCAUUCACUGCUUCGAUUCACUAGAAUUGGGCAUUUAAAAUUCAAAAUAUGAAACAAUUGAAUACUUAGCACAAUAUGGAACUCUG
Molecule: messenger RNA, 55048 nt
Organism: Pelobates cultripes (western spadefoot toad)
Lineage: Eukaryota; Metazoa; Chordata; Amphibia; Anura; Pelobatidae
Source: the annotation of a GenBank genome assembly